Podarcis lilfordi (Lilford's wall lizard) is the source of this 48180-nucleotide messenger RNA. Lineage: Eukaryota; Metazoa; Chordata; Lepidosauria; Squamata; Lacertidae. The record is from the annotation of a GenBank genome assembly.
AUGGAGGCGAUCGUUAGCAGGUGCCUCCAAGUCCGAUACCGGCAGGGUCAGGCCAGGGGAGCGUCUCCCCCCUCCACCACCUUGUCCUAAAUCUGGCACGGGGAGGGCAAGGGCAAGGCAGGCGGGAGUUUCGGGGCGGUGCCAUUGCCCCGAGCUAUAGCUCAGCAACUCCGACUUGCUCCGCCCGGCCUAGUGGCGCGCCCUCCCCGGGAGAGGAGAAACUGCGCGUGGCGGCGGCGGCCCAGGUAGCUCUGGGUUAAUAAUUACUAGGAAGAGGGAAGAGCCGCUUCGCUUCCUCCGACCGCGGCCCCUCCUUGCGGCUCCGGAGUCUCCACCUACCCGGAGCGUUGGUGACCCGCCCGCUCUUUCUUUCCCCCUUCUUUCCCUAAAAGCCUCCUUCGGCGGGGAGCUUCCUGCCUAGCCAGCUCUAAUCUCAGCGGAGUCUUUCGUCGCGUGGAUCUCGAACUGCUGAGCGCCGGAGCGGCUUGCACGGCUUUACGGAACCCGGGUCAGUUUUUUUGGUUUGUUUUUUUUAAAAUAUCGGGCGGCUAAACUCUUGGAGGUUUUUUUGGGGGGGGGAAUCGCUGCCUGCAUUAAGUGGCUCUGGCUCUAAACCCCUAUGGGACGGGGGUUCUCGAGUCUCUCUUUUGCACCGGAGACAGGAUUAAGGAUCGUGUGCAUGCUCCGGACUGGGAUUUGGCGACUCUCCUUCAGCCCCUUGUCUCUCGCUCGCCCUCUCCCUGGACACGGCCCCGUCCCCGGACGGGUGUGCUCAUCCGGGCGCAGGUGCCUCCCUGCCGUCGGGGUUCCCACCUCCCCAGGGAUUAUUCGGAAUCGCUUAUCCUCUAAAAAGCUUUGCCCGCCCACGCGGAAAUUGGUUUGUGCUGCUACAUAUAAUCGCGCGCUUCCCGAGUUGUUAAGGGAGGCGUGGACCUACUUUUGCUGCUCUCGCACGGCCGUCUUGUAAAUAAGAGUUAUUUCUCUCUCACCCACACCCGGGAAUUCCGUAGACGGCUCUUGGGAUCCUGCUGAGCCCGGGAAACGCGCGCGCGGGCGCAGUUGCGCCUUUCUUGAUGCGCCUUUUGAGUUAGGCGAGUCCGUAUGCAUCCUCCUCCCUAAAGUACCACAGAAGGAAAUCGCGGGUGUUUGCUUUUUCCCUUUCCUUAAGGUCCCUUGAGGCACUAUAGUUUUCCAUCCCAUACGUGCCUGGCUCAGAAGUAAGACCCGUUGAGCUCCGACGGUUUACUUCCAGGAAAGCAGAUAGGGAAAGAUUGCCGUUUAAAUCGCUUUUAGUUACUCUUCGGUUGCACAACUGAGGUGAAUUUUCCGACCCCUCCAAGCGAAUUCUCAUGGGUGGAAUAGUGGACUGGAAAGGCGGGACUGGAGAAUCUGAGGAAUUUUGGAGCAAUUCGCCAGAAAUAAUGUGGCCUAAUGGUGUGUAUGUGCCCUCAGCCACCGGGAGUGGUGAGUUUUUAACCGCAAAUGGGAAAUAAUUCGGUUUGAGGGUUUGAGGCUUAAACUGUUUGUGCCCCCACUCCAGGGGAAACCUGAUGGCCGUGUGUGAACCUGAAGAUAAUGUGAAUGGCUUUGGAAUUGGAGGGAAUUCGAGGCUGGCCAGUGACCCCAGGGGGCUAUUAGAGCGAAAACUGUAGCUCUCCAUCUCCUGCUGUUCAGGAAUGUUGUUAUGUCAGGAGAUCAGUGCAGACAUGUGCAUAUAAUGGUUUCCCUAAAACACACUGGCCUGUAGUCUCACCCCUCACCUGACUCCUGCCUUGCUUCCCUCCUGCCCCUCCUCCCUCUGUGGGGUGUGUGUCUGCUUGCUUAGGUUGGGCAACUCCCAUUGUAAAUUAUUUAAAUCUGGCUUUUCAGAAAUUUUGAAACAUGAUUGUGUAGUAGCAGGUGGGGAACCUGUAGCCCAGCAGCAUAUAUAGGGCCACAACUCCCACCAGUUGUCACCAGCGUGGCUUGAUGGUGAGAGAUGAUGGGAGCUGGAGUCCAACAGGAUAUGGAGGGCUGCAGGUUCCCAACCCCUGUUGCAUAGUAAAAGUGGGGGGACGACCUCUCAGUAUUGGGAGAUUUUUGAGGACCUAUACAUAGGGAAAGCAAUAGCUAUCAUUGAACCAAUAGAGGUCUGUGUGGUUUUGAGUUCUUCCUUACACAUAUCAUUAGUCUAAUAAGAGAAGUCCUUUUUUGCCUUUAUUCUCUGAGACUGACAUCUCAAAUACUGUGGGGGUUUUUUUAUAGCGUUUCAUUGAAAUAAUUUGGAACAGCCCUCAAUAUGGUGCCUGAUUGUGCCCUUGUGGUUAGUAGUAUGCAGAUUUUUCCUUUAGGUUCUGUUCUUGUGGGCUUCUCUUCCUGCACUGCCAUUGUUAUCAUUACUGCACCUUUUAUACUCUGCCCUUCCUCCUAAAGCAACCAUGUUUGGCUGAGGCAGCAAUGAUAAAAAAAUUUCUAAAAAUAGUUUAAAAUAUUAUCUCAACCGGUUAUCUCAGGGUUGCAACAAAACUUUAUUUUAAAAUGUGAGAAAGUAGCCAGAAAACCCGCCAUGGUUUUUUUUAACCACUUGUGGUCUACGGGACUGAGAGGUCCUGCUUUUAGGUGCAGUUGUUUUAAAAUGUGUUGAUUGUCAACCAACCCACUAACAUCAUGUACAACCUCAGUGUGUGAAUUUCAACCUUGGAGGUUUUUGAGCUGCAUAAAUGCACUGAGAAUGCUAAAACUUGGAGGGAAGUAAUGCAAUGAAUGUAAACACAUGCAUGUGGAAUUAAGUCCUGCUUCAAAGGCUCAAAGGAAAAGUAUGCAUGCUGAAAUAUCACAUGGUACAUCAUUAUUUGGGCCAUGUCAUUUCAGGCUGCAGAUAAGGGGAUAAUUUGUUUAAAUGCUCUCCCAUUUAAAGCACCUUCCUGUGUGCCUAAAGCUAACAUAAUGUGAAUUCUCAACUGGCAGGGCAUUCUUGGACAUUUAUAGCUUGGCUCUUAACUUCAAGCUUCCAUCCAGUAUGUUUAGUCAUAGGAAUUGGUUAUUAUUAUCCAAAGAGAAAGAGGCAACCCAAAAUUCUUGUUUCACCGGUAUUAUUGCAACCUGUGGCCCAGGCCUACUUUACACUUGCCUUUUCACAGAUAUGCUGUUGUAACAGAUAAGGAGCCAGUAAAUUCAUGUUUAGUGGAUGUGUCUCCAGCAGGGAAGGCCUUUCCCAGCUUGUGGUGUUGACAUGCACUGUGCAAACUGUCACACAGCCACAGAGGCAUUCUGCCACAUGGUACAGCUUCAAUCAGGUUUAUGUCAAGCACUGAAAAUUCAAAGUACCCCAGGCUCCUUUCGCACAUUCCUGGAGAGAUGUGGUUGCCUUGGUUGUUCACAAUAAUGUUAAAAAACUUCUGCCCACAUCAUUGGGUUUUCUUGUUGAAACAGGGCAGAACUUGUCCCUGAUAACCCAGCCUGAGAAGGGUAAUGACAGAGGAUGUCAUUAUGUGCUUGGCCAUGUUGACUGAUAAACCAUAAUUUGCCUUUGUUUCGUAACGGCUACAUUUGCAAUGGUGGUAAAUGGCAGUAGGCUAUUUUGAUGUAACAUGGUGCAACGGCAAGGGUAUUGGGUUCGGAUGUGAAUAAAAAACAUAAUAUUCAGAUCCCGAGUGAACUAACCAAGUCACAUACCCAUAAGAGAGCAAUCCAAUACAUGUGAAGCUGCUAUAAAGCAUGCUGGUGUAAAGGAAGACAGAGUACAGUGACAUCAGAUUGAAAUGGUUCAGAAGUGGGGCUACAGCUGAAUGAGGUGGCCUAAGGCUGGCAGAGGCAAAACGAGCCUUUAAAAUAGUGCUUGAAUUACAGCACCCUUUACAGCUUUACCAGGUACAUCACAUUACCAGGUCAUGUGACCAAUCUGAACAGGCUUAGGAUCCAGCCUACCUUUCCCCUUUAUGGUUCUGCCCAUGUCCUGCCCCCAGAGCACCCCUUUUUCAGAGCAUAUGCCAGAUUAAACUCCACUGGGCCCUGGCUGAGAUGAGAUGGGGGAGAUAUAGCUGAGGAUGAGGAAGUUAACUGGUGUAGCCUGGCUAUGUUCAGAACUUCCUUACCCAGCCGGAUAUCCACUGGAUCCUCACCUGCUCAUCUUGCUAUGGGAUUCCUUCCCAAAUGACUAGAAUAUAAUAUAUGUAUAGUCAACCUUUUCAGACCCAGGACCCACUUUUAACCCAAAUUUUCAUUUGGGGACCUAUUUCUUGAUCUUUUACCAUAUACCGUAUUUUUCGCUCUACAAGGCGCACCAGACCACAAGACGCACCUAGUUUUUGGAGGAGGAAAACAAGAAAAAAAAUAUUCUAAAUCUCAGAAGCCAGAACAGAACCCUCUUGCUGUUCUGGCUUCUGGGAUAGCUGCGCAGCUUGCAUUCGCUCCAUAAGACGCACACACAUUUCCCCUUACUUUUUAGGAGGGAAAAAGUGAGUCUUAUAGAGCAAAAAAUAUGGUAUUUGCAUAGUGGUCAUGUUCCUGUUGCAACCCACCUUGGUUCAGGUAGCAACGCACUAGUGGGUCCCGACCCACCAGUUGAAGAGCAAGUGAUAUGCUAUUAAUACAUAUAGCAGCCAAUAAACAAUAAGAGAUGUUACUGAUUCCAAAUAGUUGAGGAUGGUUAAAGUAAAAAGUUACUGUGAAGAGCUCCAAAGGGAUGUCUCCUAAAUUAGGGGUUGUCCACACUUUUCCGCUUGUCCCACUGCUUUCCCCUGGGAAAAGCUGCUGUUUACCACUGAAUCGGAGCAAAUGCCCAUUGAUUGACGUCAGCAGAUUGAUGUUUGUGAUAGUAGUGGGUUUUUCUGGGGAAAGCAAUGGGAUAAAUGAAAGGCCAUUUGGACCCAUGCCUAGAAAGCAUGGGGCAAGCAGAAGUGUGGAUGAACCCUUGCUGGAAUGGGCAGUAAAAUGGCCAAUGGAACUCACUGUAAACAAGUGCAAAAUGAUGCACAAGGGGGCAAUAAUAAUAAUAAUAAUUUUACAUAUAUGCUCAUGGGGUCUGAACUGGAGUUGACUGAUCAGGAAUGAGAACUUAGGCAGGUAGUGGACUGCUCAGUGAAGAUGUCGAUCCCAUGUGUGGCAGUUGUGGAAAAUAUAAAUCCCAUGAUGGGGAUCAUUAGGAAAGGAACUGAAAAUAAAACUGCCAACAUCCUAAUGCCAUUAUACAAAUCUAUGGUGCGUCUGCCUUUGGAAUACUGUGUACUUGCCUCUUUGCCUCACCUCGGAAAGGAUAUUGUAGAGCUGGAAAAGCAUUCCAAAAGGGGCAACCAGAAUGGUAAAGGAAACAGAGUAACUCCCCCAUGAGGAAAGGCUACAACAUAAGGAGCUUUUCAGUUUUGAUAAAAGGCAAGUAAAUUACGCAUCUUGUGGAGAAUGUGGCCAGAGGAAGCUUUUCUUGUUCUCUCAUAAUACCACAACUCAUGGACCUCCAGUGAAGCCGUAUGUUGGAAGAUUCGGGACAUACCCCCAAAAGUACUUCUUCCCACACUCAUAGAUAACUAUGGAAUUCGUUCUCACAGGAAGCAAUGAUGGCUACCAACUUGGAUGGCUUUAGGAGAGAGAGAAAUUCAUGAAGGAUAAGGCUACCAGUGGCUACUUAGCCACAUUGUCCACUGUUGGAGGCAGCAUGCCUCUGAAUUCCAGUUGCUUGAAGUCAUGAGGAUGUGGUUGUGCUCAGGUUCUGCUUUCAGGCUUCCCCUAGGCAUCUGGUUGGCCACUGUGAUGCUGAACCAGAUUGGCCUUUGCCCUGAUCUAGCAGGCCCUUGUGCUCUUACAUUAAUAGCUGUGUUGCAUUUCCUCCAAGGUCCUUCUUGCAUACAAAGGAGAACACCGAGGUUAACAAAGGUGCGCUUGACAAUGUAGAAUCUCCUAGUUAAAUGUCUUUUCUCUCUCUCAGUGAGCAGCCCAUGAAAGUCCCUGGACUUCUCAAGAGACACAGAUCUUCUUUCUCCUUCCCAGGUUGUAGAUUCAGCUCUCAAUGCGAUGCAAUUGGCUUUCAUGUACAAAUGCAGUACGGAACCCCUUCCAUUAUAUGGUUUAUAAACCCUUUUCCUCUUCCACAGUGUGAUUUGCAUAGGCAAACACAGUACGAGCACCAAAUCUCCAAGAAUGAACUGGAUUCAGAAAUGUUAACUUGGCAAAAACAGUAACUCCCGAUGCAACUAGCUAGUAGGAGUAUGUGUGUGUGUGCUUGUGCAUAUGUAAGUGUGUGUGUAGGGGAGCUGGCACUGGAAUUCCAGACAGGCUGGUGGCGGCGGCUGCUACAGCUGCAGGAAUGACAUUUUGGCCUCUGCUGCCCUUUAAUUUCAAACUCUCUGCUCCAUCAUACUUUUCUAUUCAGCUCCUUAUCCGCUCCUCACCCCAUUCCCUUCCCUCCCUCACUCGUGGGUACCGAGGACUCAGAAUGGAAUAAUGAGCUCUAUGAAACCACCUUAGGCAGUGCUGUGUUUCAGAACUUCUUAUGCAAUAAUGUGAUUUGAUACUUGGGGGGCCCCUUCCCCCACAACUCUCGUUUGGUACUGCACGGCCUGAGCUGUGUGCUGUUGCUUAUGCCGUCUUAAACUGAGAAAUAGUGGGCCAUCCUAUUAUUGACCAUUAUUUUAUUUUGGAUUUUUAUUAAUUAUCUGUUACAGAAGCAGUGGAAAACCUUCACAAAGCAAUUAUUAUAAUUUCUACGUACAAACAUAAAUAAUAAAACAUGACAAGACUAACAAGAACAGGUCACUGGUGGGGGGGGGAAUGCAAAACACAAGCCUUCGUUUUCUUUUAAUUCCUUGGUUCUUUGCAAAGUCACAAAGAAGUAACAGGCAAGAAGUGAAAGGUGUCUGCUGAAGAGUGAUUGUGGGCAGUGCUGGAAGUUACAGUAAAGGGCACUGAGCUAUCUGGACUUUCAUCCAUGCCCUGUACAGUGGAAAUCAGCUGCCGUCGUAAGCACUAGAAAUGGACAUACAUCUGAAAAGAGAGAUCCUGAAACCUGUGAUAUUCUCUCCCCCCCCCCCCCGUUGCAACACACAAGCAUAUAGUAUAUGUUUAGCCCAGAGAUGAGCCAGAACAGUGCAAGGAGGAAGAGAUGAUUAAUGGGCAAUAAUAAUAUGAUGGAUAAUAAAGACAAUCUCUGAGGUUGGAGGUAAUCCCUGGUGUGACUGUUGUAAUCCUGCCCUCAAGUGUGGGAGGUGGGGCAGAUCCCUAGUCUCUUAGUAUUGUAUUGAUCAUACAAUUUGCCUUUCUUGCCCAGCUGCGCAGUUAUGAAUUGGAUGCUUCCCUUCCUUUAUUCCUAGUGUUCGUCCUCUGCAGAUGGGAAUGGGCCUCCACUGUGAGACCGCUCUGGGGAUCCGUUCUUCACACAGAGUCUUUGGGUGACUCCUGAUGAGCUCAUUUGGCUUUUGCAAGCAGCUGCCUCACAAAAAUACCAGCUGUGCCAUUAAAAGAGCCUAGCAGACAAGCCUCAUUGAAUCAACAGUCACACCCAGUGCAUUACCAGUCUGCAAGCGUGAGCAUGCUCCCAUUACUACGCUGCUUUGCACAGAAACAUCCACAAUCUCCAACACACACACACUCAUACACACACAGACGUAGGUUGUUCACAACGCACUGUGGAGACCUGACAAUUGCACAGCUUGUCUCCAACAGUAAUAGGUAAAGCGGAAGGUGUGUUGUGUUUGCUUUUAAUUAGGGAGGCAUUUGCUGUGCAUGAGAAUUUAAGAGCCAAAUUAUUUCAUGAUAAAAUGGGUGAUCUUGAUAGUGAGAUCUAGUGUUAUUAUCUUUCCCUGGCAGGUAUGGGAUGAUAGAUGUGUUAAACGGACUAACAACCAGAUCGCAAACAAGUUAAGCUAGUGAACUUGGAUUUAGCACUGCUUAAUCCUAAUACAGUAUUUUGAAUAUACUUGUUUAUUGAUAGAAUUGUUCAGGGCCAUUGCACUCCUCAACCCAAACUGGAGAUCCUAGGCCCAGAAGUGCCCCCGCUAUGUAAAAAAUGAGGAUCUGCAGACUUGUACUGGGCACAGAUUGUAUAAAACUGCUGACUGCAAGUAUAGUGUUGAACAAUAUACAAAUAGUUGAGAACAUUCUAACAAAGCCUUUUAGAAGUUGUGGCAAUGAAGUUCAGUGAUUAUUAAAAAUAAGCUAGACUUGUCCAAGGGCCCAAAGGGGUAGCAUCGGAGUUCUGGUGACCUGCUUCUUGAGAACACCUUUGUGCCAUUCAUAAUUUUCUCCAUUGUUAUGUAACUGAAGAGGUAGAUUAGAGAUGAUGCAUUCAAACAACGCCAUCCUUGAUUUUGUACAUGUGUCACAUAUACAUGGAACUUGUUUCUUGUAGGUCAUAGUAGAUCACACUUCACACAGCUGUAAAAGCUGCAGUUUGCUAACAGAGCUAAAAGGGCAAAGUACCAAAGUGAGAUUUUGCAGAGUUGGUUUUUAAAAAGAGAGAUCCCUUUGAAUAUACUGGAUCUAGAGAAGUCCCCUGGAAAAUGUCACAUUCCAUGUCUGUUGUGCCUUUGAAGUCAUGUUGUUAUGGGGUAAUGUUCAUAGACUGGUCUGACAGAUGCAACUUUCACCUCAACUAAGAAUUUUUCUGCUUUCUAAUUUAAGGGUAGUUGCAGCUCUCAGCCUCUGCAAAAUAAUUAUUAUGGAUCACUUGUUUGAGACAGGAUCUUAUGGUUAACAGGUACCAGAGCAUCUUGCAGUUCACCUUCCUGCCUUAAGGCAGGAAUGCUCACCCACCCACUUCUUGCAUAAUCCAGACCAUAGUGUGCCACAAGCUUAGUGCCAGGGUGACUGAGGCGUCUUAUGUAGAUGGUGUAAAAUUAUCCAGAUGCUUCAACUUAGUGAGCCAAAGCACAUAUUGCAAGGCCUUCUAGUUAAAUGUGAUGUGGACUAAAAUUCCUUCCAAAUAAAAGGAUAAGAUGCUCUUUAGUGUUUCAAUAGGUUGUACAUUUCUGUAAGUUUCCUCAGUAUUUUGGUUGCUAAAAAGAAAAAUGUAAUCUGGGGCUUCUCCAUUCUGCUGAUAUUGUUUAGGGAUGCAUAUCAAAAGCUGAAAUUGUCCCAUGUGAAGCUCAUUCCACAGGGAAAUGGAGAAAUCUAGCUCCAAAGCCGGACUAUUUGGCAUCCCCCGAGAAGUAGGGAGUAUAAAAUUGAAGGCAAUGACCAUUCAAAUCUUCCAGUGAAAUCAGCAACAGAAGCAACAACCCCAUCAGACUUCUUUCUUUUUUUUUAAAGGUUCUUGUUCAGGGAUCUUUGGAAAUGCAGUUAUCAUUUCUGCACAAAGAUCUCUUCAGUGGUGCCCAUAGCAUUUGACAAAAACAAAAAAGAUUUUCAUUGUGGUGCUGGUUUGACUUGGUGUACCAUAGCAAAGGAGAACAGUGAUGCCAUCUGUCAUCCUUGGCUGAGGUGGGAAUAGUAAGGGGGGGAGCUGGACUGGAGUUUCCGCUGCUCCUUGCCAAUAACUCUGAUCAAGCUGGUUGUGUCCUGGAAAGCUUGCACACUGCUCUUAAGGGUAAAGUUAGAUCUAAUCUGGCUGGCUGCUUCCGAAGUAGCAGAGAGAUUGAAAUCUGCAGAUUUUGACAGCCUGCCGGGAAAGGAGCAAUGGCAUUCUCUUCUCACGGGAUGGAUUUAGAUGCAAGGGAUCAGAGCUAACUAAAAGGAAGGAAUGUGCAUGAGGUGUCGUAUACAGAUGGAUAAGUAUACAGAUGGAUAAGCAGAACCGGUAUGCUGCGUAACUUUCCAGCAAUCAAGCGGUCUCUGCGGGGGUGUAAUCCUGGGUGGGUUGCUAAUCUGCUCAGUGUAUCUCAAAAGGUCAGGAAGAGCUCAGUGGAUGUAGUGUCAUGGGUGGCGCUUAAAGGUGACAUGAAAAGGAUUCUAAAAAUUCCACAAAGGCAUUUAUUCUUGGUUGGGCAGCAGUGUCUUAGGAACAUAAUCAAGGUUUAAGCCCCCAUGGUCACAGAUCACAACCCACUGAUAAAAGCAUCUGCUUCAAAAAAACCUUGUACCAGCAAAGGGUCUCCCUGCGCUUACAAUAAGUCCAUGAACCCACACCACUUAUCAGCCUUUCUCCUCUCCCCUCCCCUCCUGUUCCCUCACACUGGCCCAGUAAAGGAUCAGUGGAAAUAUUUGGUUUGAAUUCCAGUGCAAAUAUUUGUUUGAGACUCUAAACAAGCCUCUGGAAAGGUCUGUCUGCUGCUACUGUGCAAGCAUGGAAAAGUAAAACUGGCCAUAAUCAUCAAAGAAAAAGGAAUUUCUUUAAAUGCUUAAGAUGAAAGGGCCCUGCAGACGAACAUGGCGACCAUUUUACAAAGCGGCAACAUGCCAAUAUCUGCCUGGCUGCCACAUGGGAGGUGGAUGAGAAAGUUACUGCACAUUCUCACUCUGUGUCAGAGAGCUGGGGAAGCCAGGGAGUGAUGCAAUUCUCAGCUUCCUUUGGCAGUGUGGUAUACAACCAUCUUCCUUCCUGGUUACAUGCACACUGUAGUAAUUUACAUCGUAACACAAGUUAGUGAAGUAUGAAUUCAGGAUGGAUUUAGAGUGCAGGAGGUGGAUGUCUGGCUGAUGGAGGGGGUGAUUGUAGCAGGGCCCUGACCCCUGCCUGCUAAAGGGGAGGUUUAGCUAAAUGGUUAUAGUGAGGUUCUCCUCCCCAGUCAUUCCAAACAUGUCUUCAAAAGCAGUGUUGGCUGGUGCCUCUUGGGACUGGCAGUGAGGAGGCAGAGGGGCCAACAAAAGGUGAAGGCAGAGUCAGUGGACAGGCAGAAACAGCUAGUUCUUUUUUUGCCCUCCCCCCGACUCUUUCUAGUUGAGUUCCUCAAAGGUAAUGCUGAGAUUAAUCAGGAGGGAGCUGGCAAGCAUUGUGCCACCCCCUGGGCUGGUUGUAAGUAUGAGGGCAGGCUGGUGGGAUCUGGCCAAGAGCAGUUUCUUUAUUUCACAAAAUUUAUGUAUCCCAUGAAUGUAAGAGAACCUCUAAGCAAAUUACAAAAGUAUAAAACAAAACAUGAAAAAUAUUGAUAAACAGGUAAAAACAGGUAUUUAAGACCAGUAGCUAAAACUAAAUAAAACACAUGUUGCUUCUGCAUGUCCAGAAGUUGGAAGGCUGGUGGGGCAGUGCCCCGUUUGGGCUAGUAGGCCAGCCAAAAGAGUUGGGAACAUUUCCUGCCAGCCAGAAUGGAGUCUGGAACUGGGAGCUGCAGGCAGAAAAGACAGUUGACUUUUUUGUUGUUCAGUGAGGGGCUUGGGGACCCUUGGUUCUUCCUGCCUGGAGACUACACCAUUUCCAUUAAGAGGACUGUGGUGGCUGGUUGAUAAACUGAGUUCAGAUUGUGCCCCAUAGAAAAUGUAAAGUAAGAGAUGUGUGAGCCCUGCUGUGCCUCUAAGAAGCAGGAGCAAAGGCCGGACUGAACGUCCACAGCAAACCAGCUUCUCAUGCCCUUCAUCUGUGGCGUUGGUUCCAUCCAGUUCUGGCAGGGAUUUGAUAAACAUUAGCUUGAUGUUUGUGGUGAAUUUCAGAACUGGUGAAAGCUGCUAGACUGGCUCUGGAAACACUUAGUUUUUAGCAAAAAACAACAAGUAAAGUCCUUGAUGGCUUUUCAAUUUGUCCGCCUCAUUGCAAUAAAGGUCAAGCUGGGAACUGAAACCCUGUAGCCCAAAGAGGCUAGUGUAAUCUAGGUUGGAAAAGCAAAUACGUAUAUGUUGUUUAUUUGUCCUUUCUGAAGGCUUCUGAAAUGGUGUGAGUUUUAAGGGAUAGGAGGGGGGAAGUAUUAGUUGUGGCCACGAUUGCGUAGACUUUUGAAGCUGCAUUUGAACAGGAAGGUAUUAAGAGUAUAUAAUUGGAAGGAUCAGUAGAUGAAUUGUUUCUUAAUAUGUCUUAACUGCCUUAUGGUAUUCACAAUUCAGGCAGGGACUUGCAGAGUGGUUAUUAUAAAAUUAGCAUAGGGUAACUGCAUAGGGUGGAAGGCAGGAAAGUAGCAAGGCAAGUGUUGCAUCCCUGCAACCAAAUGGAGAUAUGGAGAUAUGGAGCAGUGGGGAUGUAGUUACACUUAAUCCCUCCCAUGGCUGUUUAUAACGUUUUAAAAAAGAAUUAGAAAAAAACCCCACCUUGGAGAUCUAAUCAUGGAUCUCUUGCGAUCUCAUCUAGUUUGGCCCUUGGAUAUGCAUCUAGGAAUGUAAACUGUGAAUGUAACAAGUGUUUCAAAGAGGUAUAUGAAAAGAGAACCUGAGAUAGAAUGGAAUAGAUCACAUGCUAAUAUAAUGAAAUUAAUACAAGAAUAAAUUAAAAAAUGUUAGGUUAAUAUUACAUGACUGUACUAUUUUAUUCAUGUAACAUUAACCUAACUUUUUUUAUUAUUAUGGCGCCGCAACCCCAGAGUCGUCCGCAACUGGACAUAACAGUCAGGCGUACCUUUACCUUUUUAUGUAUAGUAAUUCAUUCUUUUUAAAAAAAAUUGUCUACAAUGCAAAGCUUAUAAACAAUUUAUAAAUAUAUUUUAAGAAAAGGUACAUCUGCUGGGGAAGGGCUGCAGCUACCUGUUGAGUGUCUGCCUGAUUUUGCCCCUGUUACAUGCAUGAAACAGUCCUCAGGUGGCUGGCAGGCAGUGACUGAACACUUCUGGUCCCAUUACAGACAGGGCUGUCUUUGAAUGAGAGUCCCAAAGUUUUCUUUUUGAAAAUCUUUGCCUCUAUUUGCAAAUAUUCUGGGGAACAUUGAAGCCAAAGGAUUCCACUCUUCAUCACAAUACAUAUCCCACUGAAGCAAAUAACUAAGCAACAUAGAAUCCUUUGGCUCACUGGCAAAUUUUGGUCUUUGAUCCUGAUCCCAUCUUCUUAGCGCUGGAGAAGUGUGGAGAAUCUGACAUGCUGGCAGAACCGGUUUCAAAAGUUUCUUAUGAAACACUCCCCCCCCCCCCAGUGUCUGCUGCCCUUUAUCUUCCAAGUCUAUGGCCGCUUUCAUGCUAACGAAAAUUAUGGCUUCACUGCUGACUGGAAUUCAGGGGAAGAGUUCCAUGUCCACAUGUAAAAUAAGGUGCGGCAGGUGCAGUUCUAAGAAGAGAGGCCUCCAGGUACAUUCCAUGUUGUUUCAGUCAUUAUUAGCUGUUCUUCCUGUGAGUCAAUACUGAACCCUGGACAACUGAGCUCUGUACACAUCCUGCCCCCCAUCCACAAUAUUGUGGUUAGUCCCUUUCUUUCAUACUGUUUUCCUGAAACCUACCUUCCCAUUUCCUGCUUAAGUUAAAAUGCACAGUUAGCCAUUGCAGUGCUUUACAAUAGGUACUUGAUAUUAUUUGGAUUUUACAUUACUGUUAUCCUUGCGAUAGAGCUUGGAUGAUCCUAAACCUUACAUUCAUCCUAUUGUAUUGGCUGGUUUAUUAGGAAUCUUUGGGCACAGAAGUUCUAGCUUCAGUAUAUGAAAUAAGGGUAGAUUAGAAAUCCCAUCUGACUCCAUAAAUUCAGAUUCCUGCCUGAUUGACAAAAUGAAAGUCAUGCACUGUGAUGUGGGUUUAAAAAAAUGUAGACAGUUUUUUGGAUAAUUUUCAGAUGCGCUACAUUGAUUGAUUUAGAAUGUGUAUUUGACUUCUUUUUAAAGUUUUGUUUACUAAAUGUGUGCUAUGUUGAUUUACAUGCCUACAAACAUCUCAGCAGAUUUUACCAGUAGCUAAAAGUAUUUGAACUGUAAUGUUUUGAUUAGGAAAAAUAUAACUGAAGGACACUUAGCAGUGCAAUCUUGUGUAUGUUUGCUCAGAAAUAGGUCCCCUAGUAUUCAAGGGGGCACAUUGCCAGGCUAAGUGUGCAUAGGAUUGCUGCCAGAAAUGAGGUUCAAAUGAAUUAAAACUAAUGCAAGGAUGUACUUGGAAAUUAUUUUUAUUAGAAUAUUUAAAUAUUUUUUACUAAACAAAUAUGUUUAAGAUACAGCAACUCAAUAGUGUAUAUACUUACAUUGUUUAAGUUUUAAGGAAAAAGUUAAAGCACUGAGAGCUGCUAACAUACUAAUCUUAGCACAUUCAAAGAGCUAUGCAUCUUUAUUUGCUGGGUUGCCCUUCUGGGAUCCUACAGAGGCUCUUGUGGGGUGGCAGGGUUGGGGAAGGGUUUUUCCCAAUUCACUCCCUUCCCUGCACAACCCCCAGUGCCAUCUCCCAAACUGGUCUGGAGGGUCCUAGCUUGGGGAAGGGGGAAUUAACAAAAUUCUCUUCCCCCCCCCCACCCUUCAGCAGAAACAUCUUGUGAGCUGAAGUCUGCUGGCAGGAAGUCUGGAAACAAAACACACAUACAUUUUUCCUAGGGGUCGUCACUUGGAAAAGAAAGUUAAUUACCCCUUUGAAUGUGCCUCAUUUGACUGGUACUAUACCCAUUAACUAUAUUUGUAAUGUUAUGAAACAAUGCAGUUUUAGAAAUGGAAAAUGUUUCACUGAAAAAAAUACAGGAGUGGGACAUUUGCCACAAUGGAAACUUUUCUGCUCAACAUCCGUGGAUAGGUGUAGUAUUACAGUGGAGUCUUGCACGUUCUUACUGAAGUCCUAGAUCCGACUUAAUUUAAGUUUCACAUUCUGGUAAUGUAGGUGACAUCAGUAGCAAUGAAAGCUAGAUAAUACAGUUUUACAACCCUAUGCAACUUCCUGGAUUAAGUAUUUAUCUAGAUACUGAAGAAAAAUAUAUAUUCCUGGUUGUUUCUGAAAAUCCCUCUUUACUCCAAAUGAGGAUUGUUGGAAGUGUAAGAAAGGGAAGUUUCACACCCUGUGUACCCAAUCUGAGGUGUGACCUGGCUUGCUAUCGGCUAUAAUGCUGGCUGUUAUAAUGAGGUAGACCUUUGAACUGAGAGGCAUAAAAAGUGCUGUUAGAUUUGUUAUUGAUAUAUUGGACUUUGAUACCACAGUGAGUAAAGGAGCAUAUCCUGCUGCUUCUAAAUAGAUGACAAUGCUACAGCCUUCACUGUGGCCCCAACUGAUAUGAGAACAUGUACUCACUGUGAGAUUGUCUGCACACUCUGCUCCUAAGCAAUACUGUAUCAGACGUCAUGAUCUUUGGGCUCAACAGGUUGGUUGUAUGAUCAGUGACUACCAAAAACUAUAUAGUAAAGCAACAGAAAGAAUUGCUUCCUGCAUAAUUCUUAGCCACUUGAAAACAAUAUAGUGGGUUGGACUUCUCGAUUCACUAAUCGGAAGUUUUGAGUGUGGCUUGGUGAGGGUGACUGCUAAUCUCACAUAGUGUCCUAUCCACUGGGUGGCGCUGUGGCUUUGGUCUGGCUCUGAACCUCCUAAGCAAAAGGCAACAGAAUUAGCUGAAAAUGAGACUGGUAAAUUUAAGGUCAUGGGCACGUUCUUGCUUAAAAUGUAUGUGGAUAAAGGAUAGAUGAUUUAGACUAGUGCAUCUCCAGUUCGUGAGAACUUGUAAGUUAGAUUUGAAUGGUGUUCAGUAGCUUAUCGUGAGGAGUGAAUUAUGUACAGUGGUACCUCGGGUUAAGUACUUAAUUCGUUCUGGAGGUCCAUGCUUAACCUGAAACUGCUCUUAACCUGAAGCACCACUUUAGCUAAUGGGGCCUCCUGCUACUGCUGUACCGCUGGAGCACGAUUUCUGUUCUCAUCCUGAAGCAAAGUUCUUAACCUGAGGUACUAUUUCUGGGUUAGCAGAGUCUGUAACCUGAAGUACAUGUAACCUGAAGCAUAUGUAACCCGAGGUACCACUGUGCUUAGACUUUCAACAAGUUUUGAUAAAUUCCCUCACCAAGGAUUCCUGAGUAAGAUUGGCUGUCAUGGGAUAAAAGGAUAAGGUCCUCUUAUGGAUCAGUAAUUGGCUAAGGAAAAGGAAGCAGAGAGUAGGAAAAAAAGAAGUUCUCACAAUGGUUUUAAACACUUCAACUUAUGCACCUACUAGCAACACCUAAUAGUAAGCUUACUAAAUUUGAAACCUUGGGUUGAAAACUCAGGGUGUUUUAGAGAAAGGGCUUGUAUCUGCAAUAUACAGGAAAUUGUUAGAUCUGUCUACUAGAUCCCUUAUAGUACUAAGACACUAUGGGACAUGGAUAUGGGGAUGGUUAUACAGUGGUACCUCAGGUUAAGUACUUAAUUCGUUCCGUAGGUCCGUUCUUAAAAUGAAACUGUACUUAACCUGAAACACUACUUUAGCUAAUGAGGCCUCCUGCUGCUGCCGCGCCGCUAGAGCACAAUUUCUGUUCUCAUCCUGAAGCAAAGUUCUUCACCUGAAGCACUAUUUCUGGGUUAGCGGGGUCUGUAAUGUGAAGCGUAUGUAACCUGAGGUACCACUGUAUUAGAAACUAAGUGGAAGAAAUUAUGGACCUAUGAACUAUAUUGGCUUAUAUGCAGGAAUGUUUGUUGAACAUCUAAAGAUGUUGUUGCAUGUUGUUUCAUCUUUCAUAUAUAACUUCACAAAUUACAUCAUGUUGGUGUGGCUGUGGAGGCACAAGGGUUGUUGUUUUUCUGUUUACAGUGGGAGUGUCCUCUUGUACAGAACAUUUGGUCUGAGGUGUAUCUGGGAAUUUCUACUGUUUGUAGGACUCCUGUUCAAAUAACUCCGCAACUUUCACUUUUCAAUGUAUGGGAUGAUCAGACACAACAGGAACAAAACUGUGGUUGUUGGCAGCAGCCAGGAUAUCUACUUGCUCAAAAGUGGAAGGCAUUGCAAGGAUUACAUAUUUUCCUGUGGCAUAAAAAUGUAUGGAACAUUGGGAUAGUGAGGAAAAUAGUGCAUAAUUGGAAUGUUUCCAAGGGAUUGAAAACACUGGAACAUUUCCAUCCCAUGUGAGGAGAGUUCAUUUCCUACACUGCUACAAAUAGCCUUCAGGAUAUUGUAGCUAUAAAGGUAAGGUAAGGUAAAGGUACCCCUGCCCGUACGGGCCAGUCUUGACAGACUUUAGGGUUGCACGCCCAUCUCGCUUAAGAGGCCGGGGGCCAGCGCUGUCUGCAGACACUUCCGGGUCACGUGGCCAGCGUGACAAGCUGCAUCUGGUGAGCCAGCGCAACACACGGAACGCCGUUUACCUUCCCGCUAGUAAGCGGUCCCUAUUUAUCUACUUGCACUCGAGGGUGCUUUCGAACUGCUAGGUUGGCAGGCACUGGGACCGAGCGACAGGAGCGCACCCCGCCACGGGGAUUCGAACCACCAACCUUUCGAUCGGCAAGUCCUAGGCGCUGAGGCUUUUACCCACAGCGCCACCCGCGUCCCUUACAUACAUGGCAUACUGUAUGUAAGAAUAUGUGAAUGUUUUAUAUAUUAUUGUGUCUCUCUAUUGUGAUUUUGUAUCAACUGAGAAAAUUUGUUUAGAGUCCCUGUCAUCCCUGGUUAGGUUGUAUUGUAUUGUGUGUGUGUGUGUAUAUACAUAUCAAUAACAAUGAUAAAACAGUGGGAUUGAUAAUGGCUCCUGUGCUUUGCAACUUGCUCAUAAGUGACUUGGAGUUUGGAGUGAGCAGUGUGGUGGCCAAAUUUGCUGAGGAAACCAAAUUGUUCAGUGUGGUAUAACAAGGGAUUGUGAGAUCCAAAAGGGUAUAUCCAAACUAGCUGAAUGGGCAUUAAAAUUGCAACUGCAAUUCAGUCUAAGCAAGUGUAAAGUGAUUUGAAUUGGGACAAAAAAUCCUAACUUCACAUAUGGGCUAUGAGCUGGUGGUUCCUGACCAGAAAAGAGAUUUUGGAGUUGUGGAGCACAGCUCAACAAAAAUGCUCCCAGUAUGUGGCAGGAGUGAAAAAGGUGGAUUCACUGUUGAGGACUGUGAGGAAAGGGUUUCAAGAUAAAACUGCUACUAUCAUACAAUUUUAGCUAGGAGUAUAAAUCAGUUGGAUGUAUUAUAUGUUCUAAGAUUGUUCUUUGAACAAUCAGAUACAAUUUAACUUUAAAGAUGAGAAUUUUGCUCUACUUAAGUGUAGUUAAUUAAGACUAACCUGAGAUUUAUUUAGACAUAUUUCAAAUGAGGAAUGAGAUAUGAUUUUACUUUUCCAGUCAGCACUCUCCAACCUAUUCAGUAAAUGUUAUUGAGUUACUCUGCAAAGUAUCUAGAGAAUUCCUGGAAACAAGACCUUUGGUCAAAGCAAUGUUUACAAACUUCUUUCCUUACCUGGACUUUCUUUUUUAAAAAAAUCUGUAAGCUUUAUCUCAGCAAAAGUGAAAAUAAAGAUGCAAAUGUUUUUGCUAGAUAAAGUCAAGGUCUUGCAAGUUCAGCUUUCUGUUUCAUUCAGCUCUCUUCAUCAAAUGCCUCUGAAAAUUAAUAAGGGGGAAGUUUGUCUGCAGCAUCUGGCUUUAGGAGAGUUACUGCCUGUGACCAUGGAGGUUUCAUUUAGCUGCCUUAGCUAAUGGCUUCUGAUUUAUUCUUUCUGAAUUUCUCUAGGCCUUCAAAAAAGUCACCUGAGGUAAAAGUUCAUACCUCAGGGUUCCAUAAGUUACUUCUUCAGACAGUACAUACAGUCAGUCUUGAACACUUCAGGGGUGUUCCAAGUUCUGGCAUUACGAGAGUGUGAGAAACAUUUGUCUUUGUGUUGCGUUCCCAUUCAUAUUUUAUGGAACUCUUAUUAUCCCACCCUUUCCCCCUCCCCCUUGAGUUUGUUAGUUUAGAAAACCACACAUUCCUUGUAGGAAGGUGUUUGAUGCCUUUGAUUUUAGCCCACAAUCCAGUGCACACUUCAUUAGAAGUAAAUACCCUAGCAGAAAUUGGGACUAACUGAGCAAUCCUAUCAUUGAGUAAUGCUGGCUGAGGGGCUUUAGCAUAUGGCAGAAACCCCACUAUGCUAGUGGAACUCAAUACAGUGGUACCUCAGGUUAAGUACUUAAUUCGUUCCAGAGGUCCGUUCUUAACCUGAAACUCUUCUUAACCUGAAGCACCACUUUAGCUAAUGGGGCCUCCUGCUGCCACCGCACCGCCAGAGCACGAUUUCUGUUCUCAUCCUGAAGCAAAGUUCUUAACCUGAGGUAUUAUUUCUGGGUUAGCGGAGUCUGUAACCUGAAGCGUAUGUAACCUGAAGCGUAUGUAACCCUAGUUACCUCUGUAUAUACUGGCAGAGCAUUUCACUGGCCUAUCUGAAGUAUUCUGCCCAUGAACAUGCUCUCAGAAUGGCCAAAAUUGGGUGAAGCCAUGGGCAGGACAGAGGAGCAGCGAAGGAGCACAAUUAUGCCAUAUUAUGCAGUCCUCCAGGCCACACCCACACUCCCAUUAAUGGUGUAACUUUACACUGGCUCCAGACCUGGCUCAAAAAAAUUCCUUCUCAUUAAGUUCAGUGGGAGGAGGGGAAAUGGCUUUCCCCACAUCUACUCCUCCCACCACAAAACACCAUGUGCUACGCUUAUUCAUGGUAUCUCAGCUCUCAGUCUCAGCACACCACCGCAGAUGUAUAAAUUCCACACAGGGAGACCAUAACUCUGGUGAUAGGCCAUGUAAGGUGGGGCUAUAUUUGCCUGGUUGUGUACACUUAGAGCUCAUAAAGGGGAACCUUAGGGAGCGGAAUUAUGGGGAAAGGGCACAUUGUGCAAACAGCCUUUCUCCAGGACACAUAUGGGGACAGGAGCACAUGACUAACACUUCUCUUGAGACUCCCACUUUUGGAUUGCCCUGCUCUGAAAAGUAAUAGACACUAUAGGCAUUGGUCCUUCAGAACGUGGGCUUUCCUAUAAAGUUGUGCACAUUUUCUGUUUAGUCAGUCAUAUGAGCUCCUCCAGCUAGUUUGCAAACUGCUGUCAGGAUAAGUGGUUCUUAAAUAAACAGAACUUUAGCAGCGAGACUCAGGCUAAGCAGGUUCCCAGACACUUGGCCAGAAACACUUCCUUUUCUUUGGUUUUCCCUGGUCUGCCUUUCAUGGCAGCAUCCAUCCCUUUUGCAUCCAGUCUCAUGGCUUCAGCCUACCCUUCUUGGAUAGAAUCUCUGCAGCUGUUAACCACAGGGCCCAGCCUUACCCUAUGAUAUGAGCACAGGCUCAUGUCUUCCAAGUCAUAAAAGGAGAGGCCUUGGAUUUUUUUUGUUGCGGAAAGCUUGUUGCUUCUAGUGCAGAAUCAAAUGAGCACGGUGAUAUUAUGUCACCACAUUCCAGUGGGUCCCUCUACACAAGGAAUCCUUAAUUGAAGGUAGAAGAUGUGUUGCUUGUCAGUGAUGAGCUUGGGAGAUGAUGGCUAAUAUGUUGGUGCAUACAAUGGGGUGCCCAAUGUCAGAGGCAAUUAGGUCCACUGUGAAAUCAUGGGAACUCAAGGGUGUGUUAAGAGUUAAGGAAAUGUUGAAACUGUUCAUGGCAGUGUUGUCGUGGUGUCUGACAGCAGUGUGGACAUCCAGCUCUCAUGGGUUUUGCAAUGAACCCACUUUUUUGCAGUUGGACCCCCAGUAUGUUUUUUAAAACUAUUUUUAAUUUUGGUUUUAUUUUUUAAAAAUCCAAAAGAGAAGCCUUUUCAAAAGAAUUAGAAAGUGAGAUUUAAAAGCGCCCCAUUCUUGUGCGUGUGUGACAUUUAGUGGCAAACAUAACAAGCAUACUAUGUGUGCCAUAUAUUUGAGUAAAUAAGUUUGAAUAGUACACAAUACAGAAGUAUGCAGUUACCUUUUAGAGGCAAUUUUUAUUGUUGUCAGUCUUCAGAAAGUCCCUGCGAGGUUCCUGAUUUCAGAGUCACUCAGUGUCAAAUUUGGUGAAAUCCCUUGGGAUGAAUGGCUUUAUAACGCCAUAAUAACCCAUGCCUCCUAGGACACUUUGAGGGAUGGGGAAAUCCAUGAUUAGAGUCGGUGCUAUUUUAGCAGCUUGCCAGCACACGAAAGUGUUUCCGGACACUUCCAAGCCAGACCAGCUGUGUCCUCUUUCCUCCCUCUCUUGUUUGUGUGGGAGGAAGUGUGUGUGUCUCAGCCGAAGUCCUCAGUGGGAAAUGAGGAGCCAGAGGGCGUGGUGCUCACAUGUAGGAGUGUUUGGGGGGGCGGGGGGAGAAAGACGUCAGCAGCCUCCACACCUUCAGGGUUCAGAGGCCAUUCCCAGCUUUAUUUGGCAGAUUUGUCACCUGCGCAGCAGCGCAGACAGCCUGGCAGACAAACGAGUGAGGGAUGUUGAUCUGGGAGGAGAAGAGCACCCUGGAAUGGCUUCCGUCGCAGAUUGUUAAGCUGUUUGGUGAGGAGUUGGGUUUUUCUUGAUGAAAAUGUGAUCCCCGCCCCCUCGUUCAGGUACUAGGACUUUGUGAAAUGGGUCUAGGAGCAGGGAAAGUUUCCUCCUGGCAGCCAGAAGGAAUCUGGAUAGAGAUGGAAGUUACAGUAGCUGACAGAACAUGGACUUGUUGCCACUCACUUGUCUACCUGCUUGGAGCUAGUGGAGAAAGCCAGGCAGAGUUACGCUAUACCCUUGAAGGACACUCAAAAGUGCAUUCCUGCCCCCCUCCAAUGAAUUCUGGGCAAUGUAGUUUGUUCAGAGUUGCUGGGAAUGAUAACUCUGUGAAGGGUAAAUGACAGUGUCCAGAAUUCUUUGAGGGAAUGAAUAUGUUUCAAAUAAGCUUUAAAGGUAUAAUGUGUAGGAAGAGGCUGUGGCAGAGAGCAGGUCAGAGUCAGAAGUGGAGUCUGGAAAGGAGGGAGGCCCAGAGGCAGAGUGGAGGCAGGCUGCUGAAGAUGCCAGGGGGUUUCCCCUUCCUGCUGUGAUCAGCUCUCCUCCCUCCUGGUCUUCCAGAACAUGCAGAGGAAUGAAGAGGGCAGAUCAAAGAGAGACAAGACAAAGGACCCUCAGGAUAGGAGGAACAUUAGAGAGCGGUGGAGAAGCAGAGACCCUUCAGUCCUUGCAGCUGCCUCAUUGGGGCAAGAUGUGCUGGGAACAGUUGCUGUGACCACUAGGCCUGAGAUGUUUUGUUUCUUUGAAUAAAGAGUUAACCUCCCAGGCACUUUGUGAGUUAUUGCUGACCUGCUCUCAGCUUCCGCCUUGAGAACACCUCACUUGUGGAGUGUUCUGGGCACUUAGUCUUCAAGAACUUGUUUAUCAUCCUAGUAUAUGUAUGGUGAAAACCUAGUAGAAAUCCUUAAUUUCACAAUUGCUUCCAUAAAUGUACAUAAAAUUUAUAGAGCAAAAGAUACAUGAACUAUAUGUCUCCUUGGAACAUACUCCUAGUUAGUACAAAAACUCUGCUGAGUUGCAAAAGAAUAUGUUGUUGCACUAGUUAAUAGAUAUGCUUUAUUUAGGAAAUAGCUGAAUUAGAAAGCUGGAAAAUGUUUAAAUCAAUUAUGUACAGCAGCCCUUUCAUCUUGGUGGUUUUCACUUUGAUUAAAAUUGCUGUUCCCAGCAACUCCCUCUAAUUUAUGUGUCAGGUAUAAUUUGUGUAAGAUGAACCUUAACAUUUCAGGAUUCCCUGACAAAACUUUCUCUCCGUGCAGACUUCCCUCGGUUCCUGCUUACCCCGUCUCCUGGCAGAGAUGACGUUCCAACCUCUGCUGCCUCAGGCAUAAGCUCUUCAGAGCACCCUCUGAACCACCCGCCUGCAGCCCUGACCAAUGCUAGCCACAUUAUGGAGGACUGGAGCGAUGUGGCCCAAACACCUUCUGAUGCUACCUCACUGAGGGCUGGACUGUUGCACAAUGCCAACAACAAUGCCUCCUCAGGGCCCUGGCGAGGCCUGAAGAGCCCAUCCCUUUCUUCUGCUGUCUCCCAUUCCAAACUAAGCUACCUGGAGCGUGUGGUCUUGGAGAUUGUGGAGUCGGAACGCAUGUAUGUGCGGGAUUUGCGAAGUAUCAUAGAGGUAAGCGCGCCCAUAAUGCUUGCCUGCCUGUGAGGAUGGAGUUCUUCAGUUCACUGCUGCAGUUUGUUCUGUCAUAUAAGGGCCUCCCAUCUUUUGAUCUGGGCAUUAAAGAUGUAGGAAAACCUGGCCUGGACUAAAGGUUAGGAGCUGGUGCCUGCACGCCUUCCAUCAGCCUUCAGGCCAAGAAAACCCCUCAGUAUUCUACUGUGCAGAGUCCUUCUGCUUUGCCCUCAGCAGCGAACUUCACACACUGUUUCCCAAACAGGGAUGUACUGAUCAUUAUUUUCAGAGGCACAAAACACUUCCUGCUUGCCAUGUUGCAGUGUGCGAAUGCAGCGCAUUGUGUGCACUGCUAUGGACCUUGUUUAUUUGCAUGCUAUGGCUGAAGGGCCAGGUAGUUCUGGUGCUAAUUAUUUCCUGGUUUAGAGUAUAGAAAGGGGCUUUCUGCCCUGUUGGGACACUGUUUAGGCUGAGUGUAGGAAACAGAGAGUGUAUGGUGGGAGCUGUGGGCUUGAAAGACCUACAUUGGCUCCCAGUACGUUUCUGAGCACAAUUCAAAGUGUUGGUGCUGACCUUUAAAGCCCUAAAUGGCCUCGGUCCAGUAUACCUGAAGGAGCGUCUCCACCCACAUCGUUCUGCCCGGACACUGAGGUCCAGUACUGAGGGCCUUCUGGCGGUUCCCUCGCUGCGAGAAGCCAAGUUACAGGGAAUCAGGCAGAGGGCCUUCUUGGUAGUGGCACCCGCCCUGUGGAACACCCUCCCACCAGAUGUCAAAGAGAAAAACAACUACCAGACUUUUAGAAGACAUCUGAAGGCAGCCCUGUUUAGGGAAGCUUUUAAUGUUUAAUAGAUUAUUGUAUUUUAAUAUUCUGUUGGAAGCAGCCCAGAGUGGCUGGGAAAGCCCAGCCAGAUGGGCGGGGUAUAAAUAAUAAAUUAAUAAUAAUAAUUAUGAAUUAUAUUGGGGAUGGGGGCAGGUCUGAGGCCCUCCUGAUGUUGGAGGCCUCCAAUUAGCCCCAACCAACAGAGUCAACUGUCAGGAUUGAUGGGAGUUGCAGUCCAACAAGCUCUGGAGGGCCUCAGGUUCCUCACCCCUGGAUAAUAUGGGAAUUCCCUAGAACAUUGAUUAGGUUGAUUAGAUCCCCACCACCACCACAUGUUUAGGUGGCUGGAGUUUGGGGCAGUCUGUCGUAUUUGCUUGCUCAUUUUGCUACAUGGCAAUACUUAUAUGACACAAUGUGACUUGGCAGAAUUACUUGGCGAAGAUCAUAGACACUCAAGAGCUGCUUCUACGGCCAGAACAAGUUAGUGCACUCUUUGGGAACAUUGAGGAUAUCUAUGAACUGAACAGGUGAGUGCGAUGUUUGAUCAACGUGGCCUCACUGGCAACUGCCCCUGCCCCACCCCUUCUCUCUGUAUUUGCCAGAGAGGACUGAAAAUCUGUAAGCACAGCAGAAGGUACCUCCUCCCUAAAUGGUCACAGUCCUAUCAUUGGGACAGGUUGGUGGAUGGCAGGAGACUCACUUGCUUUGCUCUCCCUUGCCUUCCUGCUCUCUCCCUGUCUGCAUAAGCUCCGCUGACACGUCUUAGGCUGCAGUCAUAGAAUUGUAGAAUUGUGGAGUUGGAAGGGACUUGAGGGUCAUACAGUCCAACCCCCUGCAAUGAAGGAAUCUCAACAUUCCCCCAUCCAAUUUGAAACUAUACUGGACCCCUUAUCCCCUUAUCCCACUUACCUGGGAUAAUCAGUAGAACUUCUAAGUAGACGUCAUUUAAGAUUGCGUUGUUAUUAAUGAGAAGCCAGCCCUGUGUUUUGCACAUUACUGAAGUCUGCCUUGGGACAGGCAUUUUCCUGUCACCUCUUUGCCAUGAACUUGAAACACUUUACGCAUCUUAUGGAAGCUGAUAGAUGCAGAUUAAUGCCUACUGAUUGUGUUAUCAAGCUGAAGCUGACUGGAGGGUUGGAUUGUGUGGGCGGCAAGCUUCUGAUAAGUUCUGCUCCUCGCUUGAUCCAGCUCCCCUAUUGCUGGAAAGCGGGAGCCAACAUUCUUUCACAUUUAGCCAGAAGGUUUGUCUCAUUCUGAAAGUCUGCAAAAUAACAACAUGGAUGUUUGACCCUUGGGGUUUAUUUGAACUGUCUUGGGCAGACAUGGCUGCAGAAAGGAAAGUGGAGAGACAGUGUUGGUCUCAGAGCAGGGAAGCAACAUCCUUCCCUGUAUGAUGGAGCACUGAGGAGAGGAGAGGUCAAAGGGGUAGACUGAGUUCAAAUUGCUCCCGGCUUACUGGGCGUUCUUGGUUUUGUUGCUUGCCUGUUCUGUGAACUAGCUUCCCCUCCCGAAAUUAAAAAGUUCCUUGGGGCAGACAUGAGCUCAUAGUUUGUCACUGCAAGACACUUUGGGCAGUGGGGAAAUGCUGUUUGUAACAAAUAGGCUACACAAAUAGUUGCUGGAGCAGCUAGUUGGCCAUUUUAACCAACGAGUGCCCCUCUUUCUGUGUAACUGCUGCCUUGUGUUUUUGGCUCCCUGGCAACAGUGGAAGGGCUUCCCCUGUGCAGGUGGGUGCUGUGAGUACUGUUCCCAAAUCUUUGCAUGCCUUCAAUUUUGCUUCUAUGUUUGGGACUUGGAGGGGAGGGAAAUGUUGUUUGCAUUUUGCCUCCCGCAUGUACCCAUCCUGUCCCUUGAGUGCCUAUGCUACUGAAAUUCUGUGCUUAGAAUAUGUGACACAAGAGGCUUCGCCAUGUGUGUGUGUGUGUCUGACUCAUUGAUUCCUCCUUUUCUCCAUUUCUGCUCAGUGAGCUUCUGCAGGAUCUGGACAGCUGCCACAAUGAUCCUGUUGCCGUGGCAAGAUGUUUUGUGGACAGGGUAAGGAGAUGAGCAGAUACUGUGUUGUGGUAAUCUCUGACUGUAUAAUGGAGUGUCACAGAAUUCUGCUACACAAGCCCUUUCGACACCCUUAUUGGGUGCUUCCAUUAGGUAUGAGGGCUUAAACAAACAGUACAUAGGGUGAGGUUGGCAUUCCUUUUAUACAACUGUACUGGGCAUGUUUUGAGAGGCAAGCUGAGAUUAUUGCUAAGUGAAUAUCCAGCCAUCUUUUACUGAUUGCGCUCUCUCUCUGUCUCUCUCUCUCUCCCUGCAACAGAGUCAGGAUUUUGAUAUCUACACUCAAUACUGUAACAACUACCCUAAGUGAGUAUCCUUUGCAGUGAAGAGAGAACUGGUUUCAUGGGUGACCCUUUCCCCUCUAAUAACUUAAUCUUUUUAACACAGAAGAAACCUUUGGUCAGCCUCUGUCUAUGCGGAAUGCAGAAUAGUUUGUAGGUGCUUUUUUUUUAAAGUCAGCGUUCAGUGACAAGAUAACCCAAAUCUUGCACUAAAACCAGCUGAAUUCUUCAGACUGUACAUCUAAUAUUGGGAAUAGCCACUGUGGUACCCUCCACAUGUUGUGGGAUUACAAGUCCCUUCAGCCUCACCCAGGCUAGCCUAUGGUCCGGGCUGAUGGGAGCUGUAGUCCAGCAACAUCUGAAGGGCAACAUGUUGUUGUUUUUAUUAAUAAAAUUUGUAUACUCCCUUCAUCCUAAGAUCUCAGGGCAUUUCACAGCAUAAAAAUACAGAAUAAAACCACAAAGCACCUAAUGUUGGCUGCCCUUGAUUUAUAUAGUCUAGCAGAAACAGAACAUGUUUAUGAAAGCUAAGCAGAUUUGCAUGAUUUAUAUAAAUCUGUUUAUCUUUCAUAAAAGUUUCUGCAAAUCGUAGCAAGAGGCAAAGAACAAGGCAAGGUAAUGAAGCCCCACAGCUGUUCUCAAAAGUCCUGCUCCAGGGGUCUUCCUCUUCUUUCCCUCUAACAGGCUGACUUUCCAGGUUUCCCCACACUCAUCAAAGGAAAUUCCCUGUAGGAGGUACAGGAUGUGCUAUAUUGCCAAAGUCUGAUUGCUUCUCUCUAUUAGCUAGUCUGGCUGUCACUGGCUUCCGGAUCUUGUUUCUAAACCCUUGCAUUGCAGUCCCUUGUCGGGGUGUUUGAUCAUGCCUGUCUGUCAACUCAUCUUCAGGGGAAGGUGGGAGGUUCUCUGCUUUGAUCUUCAGUGCUAUUCAUUAUACCAUAAUGGGUUUGACCCUCUAGCUCUGUGGCAGCUCUGACCGAAUGCAUGAGGAACAAACAGCUGGCCAAGUUCUUUCGCGAGCGGCAAGAGCAAAUCCGUCACUCAUUGCCCCUUGGCUCCUACCUUCUCAAGCCUGUCCAGCGCAUUCUCAAAUAUCACCUGCUCCUUCAGGUAAUAUAGCAGUAGCCUAGUUGUGUUGUCUAACUUUGCAGCUUGGGGACCUGUGUGUUUCACUCUCUACCUGUUUUGUCUAAAAUUCAACCAUAAAAUGUGCAGAUCUGUGUUCAAGCAAAUAUCACCUCCCUCUUAGAAAAUGUAUUGGUCGCUAGUCAAGUGGGAACAGUUGAGAACUAAUACAGAGUUUGAGUAUUUGCAAUUAUACAAAUAGUCUCUGUGGGUCACACAUGAGGAAAUAUAGAUUAUAGGAAUUAGCUAUACAAGAAAAUGGUUUCUCAGAAUCUCUGUACGUAUUUCAAAACCAGCCCUAUUUCUGUGAAGGAAUCAGAUUUGUAUGUUACCAGUGUUUAUCCAUUUAUGCAGAGAUAGGAUACUUUCCCCAAUUGCUCUACAUUAUGUUUUUCAUAAUUCAAGUACCGUACUUUUCGCACCAUAGGAUGCACCGGACAAUAGGACGCACCUUGUUUUAGAGGGGGGAGAACAAGAAAAAAAAAUCUCCCCCUCUCUGCCCAGCACCCGUUCAGCGAAGCGGCAGGAGUCGCUGCGCAGAGAGGGGGAGAAUUUCCCCCCUCUAAAACAAGGUGCUGUUCAAGGUGCGUUCAGUUACCUUCAGGCGGCUACCUUGGAAGCCUGGAGAGAGGGGUCGUUGCACACCAACCCCUCUCGCUGUACAGGCUUCAGGUUCUUUUCGACCUGCUCUUUGGGGCUGGCGGGGGGGAAGCCCACCACCAGCCCCAAAGAGCAGGUCGGGGAGCAGCGGAAAGCUUCUAUGGCUUCUUUAGCUCCACACGCGCUCUCCCAGCUGGAGAGGUGGCGCGCGGCUAAAGAGGCUCCUGCCAUAGCCGCGCUUCACCUCUCCAGCCGGGAGAGGGUCACAGGGCUAUGGCAUCUUCGCUCCAUAGGACGCACACACAUUUCCCCUUCAUUUUUGAAGGGGAAAAAGUGCGUCCUAUAGAGCGAAAAAUACGGUAAAUAACAAAAAAAGUAAUGUAAGAAGAGCCCUGGUGGAUCAGGCCAAAGGCCCAUCUGUCCCAGCACCCUGUAAUUGGUGAUUAGCCUGUCGGAAGCCUGCAGGCAAUUCAUCAUACCACUAAAGCCUACAUCUUCCUACGCUGAUUUUCAUAAAAUGUUCUUGAUACUGUCAUAUUUUAAGUUUAACAACAAUAGACAUAGCAUUUGAGUAACUUAAUGGGUGUGCUUUUUUAAUAUAACUACUGAAAUGAUUCCACCCAUGAUCUUUUCUCCAAUUAAUAUGGCCAUAAUGGCCAAAUCCCACACAAUCUUUUGUGUAAAUUAAACUUCUUGCAGUAAGUUAUGAUUUCUUGCUCGUAUUUAUCCAAUGGACUGAUCCUUCAAUAUGGUUCAAAGGAAAAAGACCAGGUCUAAUUGAAUUUGCUAGCCUAGACUCUAUCAAGCAGUCCCACCAUGGAUGAUAAUAGUCACCUUUUCGUACUUCCAUAGGUGAAUGACUUUUGUUGUUGCUGCUGCUGCAAUCAUAUGGCAUCUUGCCACCAUGUUGAAAAAGUUUUUUUGCAUUGUUAUUUUUAAAGAAAGCAUGGGACUUUGGUUCCAAAGAUUCUCCCCAAAAACCUAUGGAAAUUUCACUGAUCCAGCAGAAGUUUCCAUGAAAGGGUGAAGUGAGCUGCUUCUGCCUACAGUUCCUGUGCCAUCUUCCUAACCUGCUCCAGAGGGUUUCCCAACCUGGAGCAGAUUUUUGCGGAAUCACGGUGUUACGUAGGGAAGAAGGAUCAACGGACAUAGUCUCAAAAAUCCUGAACAGCGCACCCCAGGCUUCGGGAUGCAGGCAGCGCUCCGCAACCCUUGGGAGACCGGCGUGACUUCCCACCGGGCUCCCACGGCUUGCGGAGAGCUGCCCGAAGCCCGGGGCGUGCUCCGCUGCGCUCCCCAGGUUUUGGGCUGCAGGCUGCUGUCCGCAAGCCUUGGGAGCCCGGCGGGAACUUCCGACCCCUCUCGCUCUCCAGGCUUCAGCGAAAGCCUCCAUUCGCCCCAUAGGACGCACACACAUUUCCCCUUCAUUUUUGGGCGAAAAAUACGGUAUGUCAUGAUUUAUGCUUCUUAAGGCUUUGGGGAAGGGCCAUAGUUCAGUGAUAAGAGUAUCAACUUCAAAAGCAGAAGGUCUCAGGUCCAAUCCCUGGCAUUUCCAGGUAGGGUUGGAAUGUCCUACCUAACUCGAAAGACCUGCUGUCAAUCACUAUGGACAGUUCUGAACUAGGUUGACCAAUGAUCUGACUCACUCAGCAUAAUGGGGUUUUUAAAAUGGCUUUAAGUUAUUACUUGGCUUGACCCUUGUAUACUCUCCUGGGCCCCAGAGCUUAGUAAACUGGGCAGUGGUCAAGAGACAACAAACCGGUGAAAUGAAUUUGUGUUAGAGAGCCUUACAACACUUGGCUUAUCUUCUUGGCUGUGUGGUUUUGUCGUAGGAGAUAGCAAAGCACUUCGACAUAGAAGAGGAUGGCUAUGAAGUGGUGGAAGAGGCGAUUGACACCAUGACCUGUGUGGCUUGGUAUAUCAAUGACAUGAAACGGAAGCACGAGCAUGCUGUGCGCCUGCAGGUAAUUUGAAAGGGGAAAGUUGUCCCAGGUGUGGCAUUAUCCUUGGAGAGCUGUGGCAAUUCGCAAGUAAGUGUUGUAUGUUCACACUGCCUGAUGCAUCAGGCAAUGCCACCUUUCCACAACCCAUAAAGGGAAAUUCCCUUAAGUACGUAUAUGCAAAAUGAAACUGACUUGCAAAACACGAUGGCAACCAUGUGUGUUAUUACUAUCUUUAGAGGUUUGCUCUCUUUCCUGCUGCUUCCUAGCACUGCAACAUUCCUUACCAUGAAGUGUUGUUAGCUAAAGGGAUUUUUAAGAUAGAUUGAUAGAUAAAAGGCAUUUUUGGUCCAGUAUUCCCUUUUCCUCAUUCCAGUUUGCAAUGUCUAAUGUCCCCUUUUUUUCAGACCUCAGUACAUACAUACACUGUGUCGUUUUUCCUGUGCUGCAUUCCCCCCCACCCACUUCCCAUUAUUUCAGUCAUAUCACAGCAGCACACUUUUCAACAUCUUGUGCCAGUCAUUUAAGCCCUUUCAUAAAAUGUUUAACUUCAUGGCCCUUCCAACAAUACCCAUGGAGCUUAACAUCAAGGAGAUGUGACAAGACACAAGCCUGGAAAUCCCAGAUGAGGAAGUGAUUAUCUGCAUUUCUUUCCUGUUCAGGGACUGACCCCUAGUACUGAAUUAUCAAUUUUUGGUUUGAGCCUUAACACAAUUAGAGUCCUGGAAAUAGCCUCAAAAUAUCACCCCAGCAGAUUUUAAGUGCAUUCCCAGUUUGCUUGCACUUCCUUAUCCUCUCAUCGUUCCAGAUUUCAUUUACAUUAUUCAGUCUUGCAAACACCCUUGUGAGGACUCCACCCUUAUCAGCAUUAGUGUCAUGGAUAUUUACUGACAAGUUCCCAAACAUUGAAUUUAACUUUUUCUCUUCUUGAAGUUUUAGAAGUGCACAUAGGUUGCUGUAGGUCAGGCAUGGCCAAACUUGGCCCUCCAGCUGUUUUGGGACUACAACUCCCAUCAUCCCUAGCUAACAGGACCAUCGUCAGGGAUGAUGGGAGCUGUAGUCCCAAAACAGCUGGAGGGCCAUGUUUGGCCAUGCCUGCUAUAGGUGGUGUCAGGCCUUACCUUAGUUUUCAUCUGUGUUUUCAGCCAAUUAAUUUAUUUCUGCAGGGAAUUUGAGCAAGGUGAUGAUGGCACCCUAUGGAAACAGUAGGCAAGCUUUAAGAUAACUACAAAAGUAAUUUGAACUGGGGCAAUCAAUUCUUUAGUCAUCUGCAAUAUACAGUGGUACCUCGGUUUAAGAACAGUCCUGUUUACGAACAAUUCGGCUUACGAACUCCACAAAACCGGAAGUAGUGUUCCAGUUUGCAAACUUUACCUCGGUCUACAAACAGAAACCGAAUGGUGGAAGGGCACCGGCGGCAGGAGGCCUCAUUAGGGAAAGCGUGCCUCUGUUUAAGAACGGAUUCGGUUUAAGAACGGACUUCAGGAACGGAUUAAGUAAACCAAGGUACCACUGUAAUGGCAUGAAAACACCCACAAAUUGGAAACUACAUAAGGAUUAGAAAGAGCAAGUUACUUAAAAUGAAGGGUUGCGAUCUGUCCUGUAGCUAUCUGUCCAGAGCAAAGGAAGAUGGUGGGAGCAAAAUUCUUUCUAAAUGACUCUUUUUAUGGGUUGGUGGUUUAUAUUACACAAGCUGUGGAUCAUAUUCUGAUCUGUGGGGGCUGUGUAGCAAAUGCUUCUUUACUGGGCUUCAGGCAAGAUGCAUGAAUUGCUGAUGGAAUGUCCUGUAAUAAUACCGGAGUUCCGGCUGAAUGAUUUGUCACGAUGCCCCUUCUGGCUUCAACCUGUAACAUUAGAACCCUCUGACUCAGGAAUGGGGAACCUGUGCCCAUGCUUAGAUGUUUCUGGACUGUAACUCCCAUCAUCCCUGAACAUUAGCUGUGCUGACUUGGGGCUGAAGGGAAUUGGAGUCCAGUUUGGAGGUGUACAUGUUCUCAUGGAUAGCAGAGGGAACAUUGAGGCAGAGAGAGAAGCAGCCUUGAAUAGUUCAUUAGAAGACUGGGUAUAAAUGACAGAAAUAUAUAAAAAUAGGGACUUGUGUUCCCCCUGCUGCUUUGGUUCAGCCUCACAGAGUGACUUUACACUGGACUAAUCUACUUUUCCAGUGUCUCAUAUGGAAGAUCCUUAGAAUCUUUCAAACUAAGUAGAAGAAAGGGACAAAUAUUUAGAAUACUUAAGAUUCCCUUUUUUAACUUUUGCUGAUGAAAGAGACCCUCUGGGUACGAAACCAUACAGAUCAUUUUGUUGUUGGUAAUGCUAGGCAUUUAUUUUCAAGACUGCUGACAGAUUUCAAAAAUACUUUGAAUGUUUGUGAAGGUUAAAUAGUGGAAGUGUUGGGGGGGAACUUAUAUUCUGAGUUGUGUUGAAAUGAAUGUAUUCUGCAGGCUAAAUGUAUAGCAUUGUAUCCAAUGCUUUUGUUCCUCUUGUACAAUGGGACUUCCCCCCUCUCUGCUUUUAUCUCCCCUCAAGCCCCUUGCACAUACUCAAAAUCUGCUCCAGAGGGUAGGGAGACCUCCUGGAACAACUUAUGGGGACAUGUGGGGAGAGGAAGCCCUGUUGCAUUAGUGGAACACUAUUUGUGUGGCAUUGGGUACUAUCUACAUACCAUAAUUUAUUUAUUUUUUUCAAAAUUCUCAAGUGGCAGUAAUUCUGUCACAGCACAGACUACAACCAAUGCUGGCAUCUUCGUGACUCUGUUUGGGGUUGCCUUGAAAUGGCUCCUAAUAGGGAUGGAAAUAUUUCACCUCUUUUCUGACCCGCCCCCCUUUUCUUGCUGUUUUACAGGAGAUUCAGUCUUUGCUUAUAAACUGGAAGGGUCCUGACCUGACCACUUAUGGAGAGCUUGUGCUGGAGGGUACUUUCCGUGUCCAUCGGGUCAGGAAUGAGAGAACUUUCUUCUUGUUUGACAAGAUCUUGCUGAUAACAAAGAAACGGGGCGAUCAUUAUAUAUACAAAAGCCACAUUCCAGUAAGUAGUCCCAACCUUGCAAUUUUGUCAUUCGCGAGGAUGAGUGAAUCUUUUCAGUUUUGAUUUCUGUCAAUUUUCCAAUCUUAAGUCCAGUCAUCCACAUUUCCACAUCAGUUGGUUUGUUUUUUUACAGUCCAUGAAAAUUCACCAGCAUUUUAGUGUGAAUUUCUCCUGAUAUAUACACAUUUAUGCAAAGCAAUUUCCCCUAACGUAACAUAUUUUUUAUGCUUAUUUACCCUGAUCCAUGUACCUUUAUGCACACUUUGCCCUAAUAUUUGCAUUUUUGUACACAUUACUUGGCUGGAGGACUGCACUGCAAAAUUUGGAGAAAUGUGAAUUCCAAAGGCUGGCUGAGUUUUGUUUCAUGUGUUGUUUUGGCAAGUGCAAAAUAAGUAGAUUCACUAUUAAACGUGAACUGAAAAGAAGUUCAUCUCCCCCUCCUCCCUAUGAGUAGGCAGUGUGAUUAAUUCUUCCUCCCUGUUUUUGAGGGGUUAGGAGGGCAUCUUGGGUAUCAGGGUAGGAGGGGUGCGAGCAUGAAUCAUUCUUUGUCACUUUGGAACUCAUACCUGACAGCUGAAACAGAUGUGAAUUUAUGAUCCAGUGUAGAUGGCCCCAAGGCAAACUUUUCUCUACCUGACCUGACUCUCCCACUGCUGCUGCCUUCUGUCUUCCAGCACAAUCCUAGGCAUAACUCAGGAGGGGAGAGGGACGGCAAGGGCAUUUCUCAAAGGACACAUACAUGAGAGCAACAGUGUGGAUUUGUUACCCUUCAAAUACCCCGUUGCAAGAAAACGGGGAGGUUUGCUCCACAGACACAUUUGCAUUAGUGACUUUGAAUGCAAAAUCAAAGGAGUGGCGGCUUUUCCAGACUAAUUAAGAGGAAAAGGGUAUCAAUGGGUGUGCUGCUAUUUCCACACAGCCAAAAGGGAGUGGGGGGGAAUCAAUUUUUCUUGCUACUGGCUUGUAUAUAAAUUGCAGUGGCACGUGCUGACCCCACAGUGUGAUGGUGUGAAGUGACUGCACCAGAUUUCACCCCCAUCUCCUUUCUCUUUGUUUCGCUCUUGCCAAGAAAGGCUAACCUUAAUCUUUCUGUACAUCAAACAUUUAUAUAUUUAUAUGUGCCACUCUAGCCCAUCUCAAAGGCACAGGAACUGACAACAACAUGUGCAUAUGCAAGGUGGUAAUAGAUCUGUUCCAACCCAAUACAAUUCUGCUUGGCUGUUUUAAGCCUGAGAGGUGUAUGCACUGGGUACUUUUUCUUUACUUGAAUCUGUGUUCCUACCAUAACCAAGUAUGAAUAUGCUUUGGAUGUGCUGAUGGCAUCAAAUUCUUUGGGGAAGGGGUGGGGAGAGAGGGUCAGUGGAUCAUGGGGCGGGAGGGAGACUGAUGUUCAUUACAGUGGUGCCCCGCAAGACGAAUGCCUCGCAAGACGGAAAAACCGCUAGACGAAAGGGUUUUCCGUUUUGAAGUUGCUUCGCAGGACGAAUUCCCCUAUGGGCUUGCUUCGCAAGACGAAAAUACCUUGCGAGUCUUGAGAUUUUUUCCGCUUCCCCCUUUAUCUAAUCUGCUAAGCCUUUAAUAGCCUUUAAUAGCCUUUUAGCAGCUAAUCCCUAAGCCUUUAAGCCUUUAAUAGCCGCUAAACCGCUAAUAGCGCUAAUAGCGCUAAUCCGUCAAUGGGCUUGCUUCGCAAGACGAAAAAACCGCUAGACGAAGACUCUCGCGGAACGGAUUAAUUUCGUCUUGCGAGGCACCACUGUAGUUCUGAAUACAGCAUGUUUUGCUUCUUUAUAUUAUUUAUGUCUGUUCUAAAAUUCAGUACGCUACAUUGUUUUUAAAAAGGAACUGACAACAACACAGGAAUUGAUAAACACACACUUAUAAAUACAGUGGUGCCUCGCAAGACGAAAAGAAUCCGUUCUGGGAGUCUCUUCGUCUAGCGGUUUUUUCGUCUUGCGAAGCAAGCCCAUUGAUGGGAUUAGCGGAUUAGCGCUAUUAGCGCUAUUAGCGGCUUUUAGCGGCUUUUAGCAGUUUAUCAGCUUAUCGGAUAAGCAGAUAAGCGGCUUAGCGACUUAGAAAAAGAGGGGGGAAAGGGAAAAAAAAACCCAGGAACUCGCAAGACAUUUUCGUCUUGCGAAGCAAGCCCAUAGCAGAUUCGUUUUGCGAGGCACCUCCAAAACGGAAAACUCUUUCGUCUAGCGAGUUUUCCGUCUUGCGAGGCAUUCGUCUUGCGGGGCACCACUGUAUUAUAACACACCUUAUGGUCGUCGUCCCCAAUCCUUGGCCACCCAAAGUUGGUCAGGUUAAAAGGUCUUUGUCGUCCUUCUGAGGAUGCCUCUCUGUUUAUCCUGGCAGCCCUCGGAUGAUUCAGAGAGAUGGCAGAUUUGGCGAACUUUUGUUGUUGACAUUGUAAUGGGUACAUUGGUUUGACAUCUCUCCCUCUGCUCCUUCAGUGCUCCUCCCUGAUGCUGAUUGAGAGUACACGAGACUCUCUGUGCUUCACCGUCACCCAUUACAAGCACAGCAAACAGCAGUACAACAUCCAGGUGAGAUAAGCCACUGUCCUUUAUAAGGGGGUUUGAAAGUGAUUUGCGGGCAAGAUGCGGAGAUAGUUGGAAACGUGUGUUGAUGGGGUGCCUGAUGCAGAACUGGUAGCCUGAAUAAUGGCAGGCGCCCAGUGGAAAUAAUAGGGCCAGUAACAGGACCUGAGAAAAUGGGUUGAUUGGUUUGGGGGCAGAGAAUGCAAGGGUCAGGUUGUGUGUUUUGGAAGGAAGAGGAUGUGAAUGAGGGGUUAGGGCAGUUUGGUGGUGCGUUUCAAUGCCAAUGUUUGUCAGCGGUGUGGAGAUACUGGUGAUAAGAAUGCCAAUUGGGGAUUAUCAUAAGAUUUUGAGUUGUUAAGUGUCCGCAGAAGGUGGGGUUGGUGGCAAGGUUUGGGAAGGAGCCCUGGUGCCUGGUGUGUGUGUUUGCAUGGGAAAUACAGGAAAGAGUGGCAACACUCAAAAAGGGCUGAGGUGUAGCUGAGUCAGGUGAGUAAUCCUGGCUUCCAAGAUGCAUAAGGCGUACUUUUGUUCCCAGGCCAAAUCGGGGGAGGAGAAGCGGGUUUGGACUCAUCACAUCAAGCGCCUGAUUCUGGAAAACCACCACGCCAUCAUCCCUCAGAAAGUAAGUGGUGGCUCUCCUUCCUUCUCCUUCGCAUGCCUGUAGAAUGGAUGCUGGAGACCCCAUGGAGUUCUCUGCCUUUCUUUAAAACUUAGUCUGAGCCAUGUCUCAAGAAAUGCUCUUUUUCUUUUUUGAAUCACAGGGGUGCUAUUGGAGGUGUUCUUUCUUCUAUACAUCUUUGCUUUUUCUUUACUCUUGAGUAGGCUUGAUUGGUUCUCUUUACUGAAUCAUACAAAGCCCAGCCAUAUCAAGCUAGGCCUAGGCCUAGGAGCUUCCAUAACGUGGGUAUGAGAGGUUUGGGGUUUGGAAUUUUGUCUUCUCCUUUGUCCAACCGAGAAAGGGGCAACAGUUGUGGUGGAAUUGGUUCCUAGUGUCCAGGGAUGAUGGGGCUGAGGGGAACCUCCUUUCUCCUUUCCUAUCUCUCUGCUAUUCUCUGGGGGAGGGAAGAGAGGUGGGAACUCCCCAUUGCCUCAGGUUUCAGGAUCCUGGGUUUCCAGUUUAGUGCUAAGCCAAUACCUUCUUUUCUUCAGGCCAAGGAAGCUAUCUUGGAAAUGGACUCAUACUGUAAGUUUCCAUUAUUUUCUAAAAAAAAAAAAAUUGUCCCAGUAGUUUGUUUUUAGAAACGCUCCUCCUGCUUACUGUGUCCUCAGCAGGGCAAGACAGCAGACAUGUCAGAAUUUCCCAACACAGGUCUAAGAAUGUACUCUGCCUCAUGGGGUUAGGUUCUAUCAUCUGGUUGCAGGAAGAUUACACAACACAGAAAUCAACAAUAAGUGGAAUGUGAUUCCGAGAUGUGCUGCUGUAUUGAUGAUCCAAUUCUCUGUCUCUUGUAAUUAAUAUAAUUGUCACCUCCUUGGAUUGCGAACUGAGCCUGAGUUUGCUUGCUGGGGCCUCUGUUGCUAAAUGUAAUAUUCAGGGGAUUAGAAUGGUAAGGUGGUGUUAGCUUGGUUCAUGCAUGAGGGGGUUGGUCAUACCAAGUGGGGGCAGUUAACAGGUUCUCAAACACUCCUGCCGCUUCCUUUAGAUCCUUCUCGCUACAAAUAUAGUCCAGAGAGGCUGAAGAAGUCCUGGUCAUACCAACCUACAGAAGACAUUCCUCAGUAUGGCCGGCAGGGGCGCCGGCAAUCAGGUAAACAGGGCAGGGAUGUACCUGUCCAAGCACUGGGGUGUGUGUGUGUGUGUGUGUGUGUGUGUGUGUGUAGGUGUAGGUGUAGCUGUUGUUACUGUAUCCUGAUGGCUUACCUUGUGUGUACCGCUGCUGUUGCUGUUGACUAUAGGCAGAAGUUUUUGUUUUCUGUAGUGGCUUGUCCAGUAGUCUGUUGAUAGAAAUUAAUAUUUGGCCUUGGAGCUUAGUGCAGCUGACAGGUGCUGGAGCAUUUACUCUGCCAAGGCCUAAUGACCUCUGGCACACCACAAACACACACAGGCAAUGUUCAGAGAACAUACCUUUGUUUGUUCUGGACAGUUCUAUGGGAAUUUUUCUCCCAGUGUCACUGUGAACUUGUCACCUUCACUUCAGCAAUACAGGAAGCACCAUGAAGAAUCAAAACAGAAAGGAGAACGGGUCCAGUGCUUACUGGUAGAAUACUUUUUCAUUUCCGUUCUACACGUUUUGGAGUGAAAUACUCCCCCUUCAGGAGCUGUAGACCAGGUAUAGGGAAGCUUUGGCCCUCCAGAUGUUGCUGCAUUACAACUUCCAUCAGCCUCAGAAAGCAUGGCCGAUGGCAAGGGAUGUUGAGAGUUAUAGUUUAGCAACAUCUGUUGUACUGAAGAUUCCCCAUACCUGCUAUAAAUGGAGUUAAUGGACAUUGAAAUACUGAUUCUUAAACAUAGGAUAAUACUCAUUUAUACCAUAUACAUUUUUACAUACAUAAAUGCAAAAUAAAAACUAUGAAACUUUGGUUGUCAUAGACCGUAUUGGACUUUUGUUUUAAAAAACACACUAUUCAACAACACACAUAGAGCUAAAAAGAGGUCUUGUUUCAAGUAAGUACUAGAGCCUGUUCUCCUUCCUGUUUUGAACCUCUGCUUCAGAAACAGGUAAUUCAGAGUUGGAACAUGCCAGUAAACAACUUUGUCCUCUCCCCUCACCUAGUCCCUCUUGCAUCUGCCAUCAGUAGCCUAAACUGUGGAAAAACUGUGGCAAUGGCAACCUGACUAUUUCUUGGCAGCAAGGUGAUGAAUUGGUUCAGCCUUUUGGUCUGAUCCAUCAGUGCUGCUGUUAGGGCAGUCUUCGCUGGGAAUUGUAGUCGAAAGCAUCUGGAGGCAAAUGUUUGGCAAAUGCUAUCCUAUGCAAUUUCCACACUCAAGAAGUAUUUACCAUUCUUUCACAACAUUCAGGCCAAUCUGCUUCCAAAUUCAGGAGGCUAGGAUAGGUGGACUUGAAGACACAUAGCUGACAGACUUCAACCGGGCUAGUCCUCCAUCCGCAGCCUUGAUCUGAGUCAGUAUCCCAGGGUGUCAGGUAGAGAGGCCUUUCCCAUUCCUUCUACCUGAAAUCCAGGCUGGGAGCUGAACUGGGAAGUCUUCCACUGAACUGGUGACCCCUCUCCCUCUGCUCCCUCUGACUGCUCUUCAGAUUGUUGUGUAGAACAACCACCUUUCACCAAUGUGUCAGGCAAGCUUGUGCAAGUCAGGGCAGGCUGGUUCCAUUUCGUUGACUCUCCUGGGUGUUGUACUUUCAUAUCAAAACAUGGAAGCCAUUCCAAAUUCCUUUUAUUCCUACUUGACUUCUUAUCCUAACAAAGGGUAUCUUGCUGUCAACAACUCCUUACACGGCAUAGGUUUUUUUUUGGGGGGGGGGGGAACCACACACAUCAUGGCCUGCUUUUGCGACUCACAACUCUAGUAGAUGCCUGUGGGUCUCUGUGUGUUGGGCUGAGUUUGUGGCGUGUAAAAGUGUGCUGAGGUCCUGUGUGCAUUGCUUGAUUCUUGAUUGCUGUGCCAAGAGACAACUGCUGAGCUCAAGUCUUGGGUGCUGCAAGCCUAGACAGCUUCUAAAAAGAGAGCUCACUAGAGGAUCUUCUGAAGGGCACCUGCUUGUUAAAAGCAGAUCGUUAAAAGGUUUUAUCCAGGAGUGUUGAGAAAAUGGGCCUCUUAAAUAGCUAUUGGGUGGUAUUAUGGACCUAAUGUAGUCAUGUUCAUUAAUUUCAACAGGUCUGCUCUGAGUAAAACGCAACGUAAUAUUUAUGCCUGCAACAAGAGUGUCAAAACAACAUGCUCUUUGUGCCCUGAAAAUAAUCUAGAAUGACCCAGAGAGUUGGAAGGAGACCCUACAAAUAAUCUAGUUCACACUGCAACUGGCAGCAGUAUAGGACCAUACAGCACAGGUUCCUCUUAUGCUCCCCCCACCCCCCAGCAGCAGGCAGUUCUUCUCUCCUAGCAUCACCACCUCCUCCUCCUCUGUUUCCAAUGGACAUGAGGCGGGCAAGUACGCUUACCAAAGGAGGAAGGCAAGGGCAGUGGUAGCAGCACCUCUCUGGGUACCAAGCCGUUGCCAUUGUACUUGCCCCCAGUACAUUGUUCUGGGGCAUUGUGGGCAAUUCAGCAUUGUGUUCAUCAAAGUGGCAAACAAGGGAAUCUGGGACAGCAGAUGGAUCCUCCGCAGGUGCCCGAGGAUGCUGACGGCUGACGCUGGUCCAGGUGCAUCGCUGCACUGAGUCACGGCAUCCCUAGUGUGGUGCAGGCCCCAGCAAGGCAGGGCUUUAGUAACACCCCCAGCAGAAUGGUAUUGACUCUAACAGGUAUCUUAUAUCCUAUCCUUAGAGCCUUUCCGUGGCCAAAACACUGCUGAGAGGCUCCUAGAUGGACUCAAGCGUAAAGGCCGCAGGAAAUCUGGUGCGGGCUCCACUGAUUUAGCAUGUGGCACGAAGGGGCUCUGCCAUCUGGUGUGGGGCUGGGAGCAAGCAGGUGGAGCUCUUUGGGUCAAACCUUACUGCGGAGUAGCUUAUGGGCUUUGCCUCCUGGACACAAUGCUGGCUGAACAUGCCUCUCAGUCUCCAGCAAACGUAAUAGAUGAUGCUCUGGCUUUUAAGCUCUAUAGGCAGGGCUGUGUUUAUUCCAUGCGUUCACAAAUUGGUAUCUGACACAGAAUUGCGGGAAUCCCAUUUUUUCCUCCUCUCUUUUUCUUUUAUCAACUAUACUACUAAUUAUAGAACCUACGUAGUUAAUUUCAUUUAGCGAAGUCAGCAUAGAAAAUAAAUCAUGUUCUACAAGGAGAACAAUAAUUUGAUUAAUUUGCACAUGUGUCAAAAGAAUACUAAUUACAGUAUACAGUCAACUCAAUAUUCAAAAAUCUGAUCACACCCAUAUGUUACCCAACAUCAUUCCCUCUUCGUAGUUGCUUAUUUAGAUUAAUUCUACAUUAGUGCAUGUUAAAUCAGGGGUGGGAAACCCUUUUAGCUCAGGGGCUGCAUUCACUUUCAGACAAUCUUCCAGGGGCCGCAUGUCAUUGGUGGGCAGGGCCAGAGGCAAAAGUGGGCGGAGCAAUGGCUGAAGGUUACAUUUGUACAGUAGGCCAGUUUUGACACACUCCAGGCAAGUAAGGGGCAUUAGCGUGGUUCAAGGACACAUUCCAGCCAGGCAAAAACACUCAAGGGAGGGUCAAAGCAAGACUGUUGAAAGAUGAGGCCUGGAGAGAGACUGGAGGUUCAGAUAGGCCUAGAGGGCUGCAUUUGGGCCCCUGACCCUGAAGUUCCCCAUCUCUGUAUUGAAAUGCAAUAGCACCAGACACAGUAAAUAUGAAGUUCUUGUGGCUUCUGAAAAGAUGUGGGAAAUGUAUCUCGAAAUCAUAGAAGCCUAAGAAGGGCGAACAGGGCUUCAGGCACCUGGAAAGUGGGACACCCUGUUUCCUGCCUGGGUUUUUGGCCUCCUUUCAUCUUAUUUGUUGCUCCCUGCAGUCCAACUUGGAUUGUCAAAGUGGAAUAAAUCCUGCAUAAUAAGAAACUGCUGAGUUUGCAGGGGGAGGUGUCUGAUUCUGGGCAGCAGAAUCUGGAUUUUUAUUUUUAUUUGCUGCUGGAGUAUACACAGCCCCUUCUGUAGAAGAGUAGGUGAGAGACAGGUUUCACUUUUUAAAAAUCUGCUGGUUUAUUUGGCCUCCUAGUUCAUUCAAUCUUGGUGGCUUGCAAGCACAGAUUUAUUUAUUUAAAUUUAAACAAUUUAUAUACCGCUUAGCUACAGUCGUCUUUAAGCAGUGUGCAAGGAACAGAAUACAGAAAAGCUAAAACCUGGUUAAAACUAGAAAAUCAAACUUCCAAAAGUGCCUGUUGGAAUAAUAAUUUAAAAAGUCAUCUGUAGGCACUGGAAGUCCAACAGGGAGGGGUCCGGUCUGACCUCAACUGGAAGCGCAUUCCAUAAAAUUGGGUCCACAAUACUGAACACACUGCUCUUUGUGGAUAAGAGCCAUACGUCUGAGCCAUGGAGAACUGCUCCCCUGAAGGCCUGUGAUUGGGCAGGGAUGGAGGGAUUAGGUGGUCCUUGACAGAUGAAAGACUGGUGAUGCUGUUCUCUGAGAGGCUUGUUCUGCACUGCACAGAGGAGGGUAGUGCUGUUCUGCACUUCACUCAGAUGCUUCAAGGUGUUUCCUUCUGGAGGGGGCAGAGGUGGCGGGCUGAGGCUGGUGCCGGGGCUCUCCCCACCUCUUUCUGGUAUUUCUGGGCUCUGAACCAGCAUUUCAAGAACUCAUCUCGCAAACUUUCCUUUCAUUGCAGAACCAACAAAACAGAUUCUCAAGCAACUGAGCAACAGAGGUGAGUGGAUGUCCCCCUUUCCCACAUCCCCCCAGCCUAGGUGGAAGAAGCUCUGUACUGACCAGAUUUCCCUGUCCCAGGUUUACUUGAUCAGUGUGGGUGGGAUUUGACAGGUGCCUGUCCUUAUGCCAAUGGUCACUCCUAUCUCAGAUUUAUUACAGCUAGCAGUUUUGAGCACAGGGCAAUUUUAUAUUGCUAAACAAGGCACCUUAGAUGCUGAAAGGCAGGGAUGGGGGAUCCUGGAGCCCUCCAGAUGUUGUUGGACUGGACUCCCACCAGCCCCAGAGAGCAAGGCUGGCGAAGGGUUGAUGUUUCCCCACUCCUGCUCAAAGUGUGUGAGCCUGAAUUGUUCCUGUACUCAGUCACUCCUUCAGCAGUGACUUCUUCCUGUUGCCUUGUGGCUGACCCACUGCCUUCUCAGGGGACCCACAGCCGCUGGAAGGGACUGUAAUAAGAUAUAAGUGAUGUAAAAAUGGCUCUCUGCCAGCAUGUUUGCUGUGUCUGCUGCUUAUAUAGAGUAAGAGUGUGCCUGAAAUGGAGAUUGGGAAAUAGGGAGGAAGACUACCUGGGCAGGGAAACAAGACCCCACCUUUUCCCUAAUGGCUUCUUUUUUCCCCCUCCUUCUUCCUGUGCUGCAAAUCUGGCAAUAGGACUAAAGGUAAGAGACAGAAAUUCUAGAAGACAAAAUAAAUGAGGGAAAAGAAGAAGGGUCUUCCCUUUCUAAGGAAAUUAAAGUCUUGGGUGACAUGCGAUGGGCUUUGGGUCCCGUACCAAAACGCCACCUUAAAGGUAAAGUGCUCUGGGGUAAAUGUUGGUGCAGGGGCCAUUAUUCAUUUUAAUAACAAAUUGACAUUUCCCUCUGACCACUGCCAUCUCCCAUAGGGUGGCCAGUAAGCUUCUCACAGCGCUAAGCUGUGUGCUUCUGCUCUCAUGUUGAGCAGGCAGCGAUAGAGCGCAGGUUAAGGAAAGGGCACCCUAAGCGGUGUCUCUGUUGGUGCCCCAGCACUGGGGCCUUUCUAAAAGCCCCUGCUUGCCCUCACUUCACGUAGCAUGCAGGCAGUGACGGAGCCCUUUUGGAGUUUGGGGAGCCCUCGCACCCCACCAACAGCUUGCCGCAGCAGCAGCAGGAUCGGCAGGCCCUUCCCCAGGAAUCUCUGGAAGAGUUGGCUGAAAGCGAUGGCAGCGAGAAGGAUAUGGGGCCGGAGGAAGAAGACGAAGAGGAGGAGGAAGAGGAAGAGGAGGAGAGGCUGGUAGGAACGGAGCAGGUGGCAGACUUUGCAAGCUCCUUGAUGGCCGUCCUCCACUGCUGGCACUAUCGGGCCAACGCUUUGCUUUUCUCCUGGGGCAGCACGGUGAGGUGCCUGUUCAACCCCUGCUGCGUCUCCCUCCUGCAUGCUGGCUUGCUGCAUGGCUCGCGGCUGCCCUCCGUUCCUUCUGUGCCAUCUUCCUGUUAAUCAGAUGUGGGACAGCCCCAGAGGUUCCCGUGUGGUUUCUUUUGCAGCUGUUUUAACCCUUCGGUGAUACUACUGACUGACUUGGUGCUUUUGUGCAGUCCUUCACGGGGGCUAACAAGAUUUGUGGCUUGAUAACAAAAGAGGCUCUUUAGGUCUUACCAUCUCUGUAUCUGUGGGAGGUCCUUUUCCUGCCGUUCCCUGUCCUCUUGCCAGGAAGGUUCUUCCACGUUAGCAGCUUGAUAAUGAGACAAAGCUAACGUUAAGCAGGAUCCUCUUCCAAGUCCUGUUGCCUGUGCUAUUGGACCAUUCCUGGAUCCAGCACUAACUGUGCACCUUCCAGAUAGUUUAUCAGCCUGCAGUUUUUAACUAGUGCACUCCGCCGGCCACACCAAAGUGCUGCAAGAUGUGUAGAGUCUGCUCGGGAAAGCUGUGUUCCUGGAUGAAAUUGGGACUGGCUUAAGCAACUGCAAGGCUCCUCUGUGCCAGGGCAGCAAGUGAACCAGAGCCACCAGCACUUGCGUUCACCUGCUGCUUGCAAAGCUGAUGGAUGCGACAUCAGGUGGUUUUUGUUGCUGCAUCCAAUGGCUAGAAUAUUGGACUUGGACCUGCGUGGGCACGUGAUGCAUUUUAGCUAUCUGGGACAAGCUAUGAUCUCUGACUUCCUCUGUAAAGUCAUAUGGUUUUUCAGAAUGACAAAUAACAAUGGCUAGGGAUGUUUGGCUGCUCUUGUCCAAUGGCUUCUUCCCAGUAGCAUGUACUCAACUCUCUAAUGUUUCUGUUUUGGUUCAGGCCAAGAGCCACAAGGCACAGGAAGGGCCCAAGCAAUACCAGUCGCCAGGCAGCAGUGGUGAGAAAAACAGGGCCGGGGAUAAUGUCUCAUCUGUCCCAAAGGUGAGUGGUUGGUGGUUGGUGGAGGUGCUGUUUGGGGAAGUGCCAUUGCUCAGUGGGUAGAGCUCCCAGGUUCAGUCUCUGGCAUCUCCAGAGAGGGCUGGGAAUGUCCCUUCUGAAACCCUGGAGAACCUCAACCAGGGAGAUCACAGGUCAGGACUGUCUGCUCUGUUAGGCAGCUUCUUACAUUCCUUGGGGAGAAUGGAAUUUCUGCUCAUGCCAAUUUUGAGACAAGGAAACUGUUGGCCCUUAACACUAAAAAUAGGAUUCAAAGCCAAAGGCUCCUGGACAUUCCACUUCCCAGACUCAGUGCCCAUACUGGGUAUUCUAUGCCAUUGUCCUUUCCAAUGGAUGCUCCACAUUGUCCCCAGAAGAUACGACAUAAAAAUGAGCAAUAUUUCUGUCUGCUGUUGAGUCAGCUUAGUGGUUGGUGGGUUCCCUGCCUUAGAAGCCAACAUAUUUGCUGGGUUCAAGAGUUGGUUGCAUUUGAGUAGUGACUAUUAACUUAGCCCUUAAACUGUUUAUCUGCAAGACCACCAUUGUUUGGGUUGUGCAUUAAUGGGUUGUGCGUUAAGUUUGCAAAACUUUCCUUCUCUUUUUGGGGGCACAUUUCCUAGGCACGGUCAGCCAUCGAACUCAGCAUGGUCUUAGAAGCUUCUCCCCUUAAGGAAGAGUACCUGGAAGAGGGUCCUUCAGACCCCGAGUCGGUGGGCAACCCGGAGCCAGUCCUGGCAGGCCAGUGGGGGACCCUGAAUCAACAGCGUUCAGAUGGCCUGGAGCCCACUGAACAUACUGAACUGAAGCCGCUUAGUAGCGAGGAGGAGGAGGAGGAAGAGGAGGAAGAGGAGGAGGACGGACGGGCACCCCAGACCAGAAGCAUCCUCCCUUUCUCUGUGCUGGAUCAGGCCAGCGUCAUUGCAGAGCGCUUUGCCAGCAGCCUCUCUCGCCGCAGCAGCCUGGCACUGGAGGAGGGCAAGGGCCACCUGACUCCAAAGCAGGCUAGCCGCAGCAGCAGCGUCUUGAGCCUGGACGGCAGCGAGAAGGCCGGAUGUCGCACGAACAGCACCACAGACUCCCUGCCGCAAGAGCCCCCGGGUGAGCCCAGCAGUGCCUGCAGUGGGGCGGCCUCUCCUGGGCUGCUGGAGACGGACCAUGCCUCCUGCAAGCGGAAGGAGUCCAUGCUCUCCCAUCAGGACCGGCUGCUGCUAGACAAGAUCAAGAACUACUACGAUUACGCGGAGCACCAGGAUGCCGGCUUCAGCGUCAGGCGGCGGGAGAGCCUGUCCUACAUUCCCAAAGGGAUGGUGAGGAAUUCCGUCUUCAGGAUCAACAGCCUUCCCCAGCCAGAGCCUGAGCAGGAGGGGCUGAAGCACAAGAAGCCGGGGGGCCCUGCCAGUGGUGGGGCUGGCCCCACAGCAGCCUGGGUGUUGUCAAAUAGGCCCGUGGCUGGGCUACAGGCCCCCCGCUCUGAGGCAGCCUCUGCUGGAAGCCCCCUGCCCGUCACGGAAGCGGAGUUCAGGCCGCCGGCUGAGAUGAUUAAAAUCUGGGAGGAGAUGGAGAAGCCGAGCGGAGAGGGCUGGAGUAGGAGGCCGGAAGGUGUCACUCGGCCAGGCACGGCGAAUGGGCAGGUGGCCAGGGGCUCCUCUCUGCGGCAUGCGGAGAGGCUCCGUGGUCAGGAGAACGGCUUUGACCUCCACGAGCCGCUUCUCAUCCUGGAGGACGAGGAUCUUGGGGCCAUCACAGAGGAGUCGGCGGUGCCCUCGCCUGAGAGCAAGUCUCCCGUGGAGCGGGCUGCGCCUUCUAGGAAGCCCUGGAAGCUGGCCCAUGAGCUAGGGGGCUCUGAGCAAGAUCGGUAUCUCCCCCGCUUGCACCCCCGGAUAAUGCAGCUGGCCCACCUGACGGAGGCAGAGCUGGCAGAGAAGGUGAAGAACAAGGUCUACCAGCUGGCCCGCCAGUACAGCCUCCGAAUCAAGGGCCAGAAGCCUGCAGCGCAUAGGAGGCUUGCUGAGCUGGAGGAGGAGAUGAAAGGCAAUACCUUGACUGUCCAGCCGGAGGCAGAUAAGAAAAGCAAGGGUAUGUAUUGGCCAGAGGGCACUGUGCUAUCACAGGCAGGACCUCAUUGUUCAUGUUAUAUGAAUUUCAGCAGUGCCUAGAAGCCACAGCUGUGCGCAUAAAUAUAGGAGAUUCAUUGUGACUUAUAUUUUAAAGUUUUAGAUUAAUGACUUGUCCUUUCCUCUUGGGCUCGUGGGAGGUAGCAACCUUCAUUAAAAACACCCCACCAGCAACAUCCACCAAAAAUAAAGAUUAACCAAGUGUCAGAUAGAUAUAAAACAGUUGUAAAAUAUAAUAUAUUGAAUGUUUUAAGAGCCACAUUUUUAAAAAAAAUACUGAAAUGUGCUUAUUACAAUAGUAGUAGUGGAUUCUGUUUCCAGAGGAGUUUAUAUUCUAGACUAGAACUCUAUGACAGCCGGAGCCAAGUACCACUUGCUGGGCCAGAGGAAUAUCACCUGGGCAGGGAGGACCCAAGAGGCAGUGCACACGCCUCUUGUGGCUGCUCAAAACCACGAACCUGUGCUACUUUAUCGGCAAAAGCCCAAGUGGGUGGCCUGUUUUUCAGACCUCCCAGCAUCCUCAAGACAGCUUUCCAUGCUCCUGUUUCUUUCCCAGGGGCAAUUGUGUUUGGUAAGCACUGUCCAACCCCCAAACCGGGAAAAAGCACAAUUUGUAAACAUCAUGCAAAGGGAGCAGAUUUGCAGAUCUGUAGAUUCUGGAGAUAGAAAGAGACGUUCUGGGGAGAAAACACUCUUUCCUGGCAUCUAGGAGAAAGUUGAAAUGGUCUGAACUGAAGGAAGGGGGCUCUGUCUCUCCAGCCUGUUCCUGCAUUGGGCUGCACUCACUGCUGAACUCUGCCUAUUUCUCAGCGCUGGGGUAACUCUUGCCCCAGUGUAUCCAGUCUCCUCAGAGCUCUCUGUCCUAGCCACACACACCUUCCUCCUUCCCCUGCCUGGAACUUAUCCAGGCCUGCUCCACACCUUCCUCAGGUGCUCUUUCCUGACCAGAAUGUGCCCUUGAAGUGUGAUGCCUGGCUAAAGAGGGCAGGGGGGAUUACAACAACCUCUGAAAUGUAGUUCAUAGUGCAAAGGUAGGAGUCGUUUCUGUUGCCCUUGAGCUGAGAAAGGUUUUCCACCCUGAUUUAGCUUAAUUCAAUUAAUUCCAUUGCUUCUCCCUCUGUUGGAGAAUCCCCGGGUGCCCCAUCCAGCUACUGUAUAUCUCUGAGAUGGAAUUGAUGGAGGCCCCAGAGGGGAUUGCAGAGGUGAACGGGGAGGGAUCUUUCUGGCUUGGAUAUAUCUGAAUAUGAAAGGUUUCCACUAGGACAAACCUCCACCUCUAGGAUAUUUUAACAAGGGUCCUCACCAAAGUGCCCAAGAACUUGGCAAUUCUCGACUCCUCAAGCGGAACAGCCUCUGGGAGCCUCCUUCCCUCCUUGCUGUUUUAAAGGGAAACAGCAUAGCUGCUGUUCAGCCGACAAAAACGGAGCUGCUGAGAUUGGGGAGUGGGGGGACCACCGUUGCAGCCCGCCCACCCAGCAAACCCCUUGCCUUAUUGCUGCCUCACUCAUUCGUUGUUGGUUUUUCUUCUAGGCAAACGGAAGCCAGCCUUGACCCUCCCCAAUACUUACGAGCAAGUAUUGCUGCAGGAGGCCAGCCCACUGACUCUCCCCCCAUCGUCAACCUCGUCCCUGGAGAAGUCCCCCAAGCGCUUCUCUUUCAGCCCCUCCUCCAGCAGCCCGCGGCUUGCAUCCCCCACCAGCAGCACCCUGUCAUGCAGCCCCCUCAGCCCCGUCGUAGCCGAAAAGUUCAACUGGCCCGACGUGCGGGAGCUCAGGUCCAAAUAUUCCUGUCCAUCAGGGAAUCAGAAGUGCAGGCCGCAACCCGUCAACAGGAGCCGCUCAGCCCCUGAAAAAAUGGUGGAUACAGCUGGUAGAGCUCUGGAGGAGCACCAGUGCUCCAAGAGGAUUGUGAAGGCAGCGGUCAAACCCCAGCAAGGGGGCAUGCCAGGCUGCAAAAGGGAAGCUCCACCGGACUCCAUCCUCCAGGGCCGCGACGCGCACAAGGAAUUGAGCGUUACGGCUGAGACUUCUCUGGAGAACCGUCAGCGAGUGGUUGUCAUGGAAAAGCUGCUGGAUGUGACUGUCGAUCCGGACGAGAGCUAUGUGCAGAUUCGCUCCCCUACUUCCCGGGAGAAGAUCUCUCUCAAGGCCGUGGUGGAGAGGUGCAAGGCCUACCAGGACUCGGAAGAAUACCGCAGGCGUGAGGAGGACCUCCAGGAAGCAGCUCCCCACAAAGCACUUCAGCAGGUUUGCCGGGAGAAAACAGACAGCGGCCAGCAGAGCCUGGUAAAGAACCUGAGGGAGAAAUUCCAGACCCUCAAUUCCAACAGUUGA